GGCCGAGAGCCGGGCGAAGGAAGGGAAGGUGUGCGCUGCCGCCGGGGCUGGUCUCUCCCGCGCUCGAGCAGCCGCCAGCGGGCACCUCCGGCCCCGGGAUCCCGACCGGUCCAGGAGGGAUGCUGAUGUGCCUUUAGGAGCUGCAGCGGAGGAGGCGGCGGCGGCGGCGGCAGCAACCGGCUUGGGGGGGGGGGGGAUGAUGGCCACCCCUGUGGCGGCAGGUUUGCGGAGCAGCGCAGGGAGGGUUGCGGUGGAGCGCCGCGGAGGACUUUCCCCGAAGGGCGGCGGGGGUCGCCGCCUCGGAGAGCUCGCCUUCUCGCCUUGGCUCACGCCAGCGCCGCCCCUCCUCUCGGCUCGCCUCAGGGAAGACAGGUAAACCUGGCCGCUUCGGGAGCCUGGUGGAAAGGGGGGAGGGGUUCAAGUACAAAAGAGGGGAAUCCUUUCAAGUUAAGGGAUCCUAGGUAGGGAGCAAAGAGGGCGGCUCAGAGCCCCGGGAGAGCUACUGGAAGAAGCCUCCAUGGGCAGGGGGAGUGUAUCUUAAGGAUGUCAAGAGGGGAAGAGGACAAUUGCCGAGAUGUCUGCUGGUUAACACUGGAGGCGUCGUGGAUGGAUGUCAUGGAUGCUUCAGUUGAGAUUCCUGCAUUGCAGGGGGGUUGGACUGGAUGACCCUCGGGGUUCCGUCCUGCUCCACAAUUCUAUGAUUCCAUGCUGGGUCAUAGGGAGGGUGGUCGGGCUGUGGGUUAAAGCACAGAGCCUAGGACUUGCCGAUCACAAGGUGGGCAGUUUGAAUCCCCGCGACGGGGUGAGCUCCCGUUGCUCGGUCCCUGCUCCUGCCAACCUAGCAGUUUGAAAGCACGUCAAAGUGCAAGUAGAUAAAUAGGUACCGCUCCGGCGGGAAGGUAAACGGCGUUUCCGUGCACUGCUCUGGUUCGCCAGAAGCCGCUUAGUCAUGCUGGCCACAUGACCCGGAAGCUGUACGCCGGCUCCCUCGGCCAAUAAAGCGAGAUGAGCGCUGCAACCCCAGAGUCGGCCACGACUGGACUUAAUGGUCAGGGUCCCUUUACCUUUACCUUUUAUGCUGGGUUAUUAGAUGAGCAGGUAGAUUCUCAAGAGAAGACUCUCUCUGGCGAGCAGGGGGAAAGUUCAUUCGUUUUAGAGCAGGGGUGGACAACAUGGUGGACAACUUCCAGUUUGGGCUACAGCUCUCCUAAUCUCUGGCUUUUGGCCAUCCUGGCUGGAUCUGCUGGUAGUCAUUCCGGCAUCAUCUGCAAGGCCACAGCCCCCCUCACCUUUUUUUUUAGGGCCUCCCUCAUCCUUAUUCACCCCCCCCCCUGCCCAGCAAGAAUCAGAGCUUGCAAGCCUUCCCUUCUGAACAGGUGAUCUCCCCUUGGGCUUCUGUGGGCCAAAGAAUCUCUGGCAGGGGCCCUGUCUGAACUAGGUGAAACUCAAGGCAAAGAACUUGGGUGCCUUUGAACAAUUGGGGGAAGGUUGACAUCAGCACAGAACUGCUAGAAAUUUUUCGGAGGCCUGUGUAAUUAUAUAUUCAAUUCGAUUUUGGAAGUAAAAUUGGGUUGAAGGUACGGUAUGUGGUAGAAAAUCCCAUCAAACUGUCACUUUGCGUGGAUUUUUAAAAGUUACUAUUUCAGUGGGUUUUGUGAUUGGCAUUCUUUUAUGUUAAUAACAUUUUCCACACUCAAGGGUGGGGCACUCUAUUGCUAAAUCUUACCUGGGGAAUAGAGAGUACUGGGUUCUGUUUACCAUGACAAAAGAGCUUUCUGACAAGGAGCCAAGUGACAAGGAUAAUUUUCUGAAAGUGAAUUGAGGCAUCAUUGUUUCAUGUUCACUUUUGUCAUGCUUAAUGAGACUGGGGCUGCUUCCAGACCACCUGAUUUGUUUGCACUGAACUUCUUGGGGAGAUCAGGUGAUAAUUGCUACCUAUGGAGCAUUCAUUCUGAUAUGUGUGUGGGGAGAUUAGACGAUAUUCCAUCAAGCAGCUUGUGUUAUUCCACUUUACAGGGCUUUUCCCAUAUUGCAAAAUAAGGCAUAAGGCAUUUCCUUAUUGCAAAAAGUCUGACUUGUGUGUUGUGGAGGGAGAAUGGUUGUGCAUGUUGUGUUGGUUCAGGGAGAAAACAGUACUGUACAUACCCCAGGCCUUCAAACAAAACCUUGCUUUAUUAUAACAUAACUAGACGGAGGGAAAAGCUCCACCCAGCAGCUAGAAUGGGGCAAAAACUACAGGAGGCCAGCUGGCCCAAAAAGACCAACCAAACCCAUCAGCAUACACAACAGUAGAUGAGUUUCAAAUUAAUUUUAACUUUGCAACCUGAAUUUAUUGGUAUGUGAUUGGAUCCCCCCCCUGAAAAAGUGGCAGUCUGAAAACACCCAGGUUCUUCCAGUAGCAUUCUCUUUAGACUUGCAUUUUGACUGUUUAAAUUAGAUGGGUUAUACAGACUUAUUUGUAUAUGAAGACAUUUGUUUAUUUGACAUUUGAGAUUUCUCGCAAUCAAGCAGUAUAUAAAUUCUAUGUUUCUUUUAUUUAUUGAGGCUGUAUUGUAGUAAAGUAGUCAGAUGGAUUUAUAAUUGCGUACAUGUAAAAAGGCAGAAUAAAUUAUUCUGUUGAAUUUUCACUGUCUGCUUAUUUAUGAAAUUAAUAAAUGCAGAAACUUUCCUUAUGGGCCAUAAAUCUUCCAGAUGCCUAGCAGGUAAAGAGCAACAGGAAAGUUAAAGAGUAACUUUAAAGCAGAAUCGUCAGUAUUUAUGGUGCUGAUGGUAAUGGGUAAUCAGCACAACUGCGUUUUUAUUGUUCUAAAAGCUUUAAUGGAAAAAGAUCUUAAACAAUGCAUUUGAGAUUACCUGAAAUGUCACUCCUGAUCCCUGCCAGGGACAGUUCAAGACAUUUUGUGAUGGGAAACAUAACAUUUGAAUGGUGCCAAAAUUUGCUGACCAUCAAUGGAAGUCCCUUGUAUUAUUUGCCUCCUGAACUAGCUCUCUUAUACUGGUUCAUACUAGGGCUAGCCCUGGAUUGUGUUCAUAUUAAUUUGAAUUUAAAUGGGAUUUACCCAAAGUAAGUAUGCAAGCCUAAAGUUGCCCUUUUAUGCAGUCAUAUUUUGGAAUGAGCCCCAUUGAACAUGGUGGAUCUCACUUCAAGAGAUCAAGCAGAAUGUUUGUGAUCCUCAUAAGUUAACGAUUAACUAUGGUUGGUUUCACUUGAACUUUUUACAAUAUAAUUCCUUGUAAGGAUUAAGACUGUAACUUCAAGCUUACCCAAACCAGAAGACAUCACUGGAAAUUGUUCUAUGGUGCUUAAGAUUUUUGUCUCACCCUUGAACCUGCAUUGUUUUGACUUUGAAUUGGCUAAGUCAUUAAUGAGAAAUGGUGGCCAACGAUAGCCAAUAUUCUAGCACUGUUCUUGUCACAGAAGCAAUUACUGUUUCCUUUAUAGAAAGUUAUUUCCCAGAAUCUAUGAGAUAUUUUAGCGGAUCAGGUUUUGGGAGUGACUGUGCAAGCUUUGAAAGUGCACAGAACUCUUCAUCGGGCAGAACUGAGCAGCAACUGCCUAGUUAGGUUAUUUGCUUACUUAUUUAAUUUCAUCCCAUUUAUGAAUAACUUCCCAUGAAACAUCUCAAAGUAAUUAAUAAUUUAAAAAUCAUAAAAUCAUCAGCAGUAAAAACAUGUAAAAACAAGUUUGUAUCCAAUCUAGGAUACACUUAAGAUAGACUUAAAAGGAUUGCUGGAAGUGAAAGGGUGUUCAGUAGCCCCUGAAAAGACAAUAGAACUGGUGCUUAUUGAAUUCAUAGAUUCAUAGAACUGUAGAUUUGGAAGGGACCAUGAGGGUCAUCUAGUCCAUCCCCCUGCAGUUCAGGAAUCUUUUGCGCAACAUGGGGCUCAGACUCAUGACCUUGAGAUUCAGAAUCUUGCUACCUUUAAAGUCUGCCUAAUGAAAUCUCUGCCUCUUUCAGCUUUACAUUUUUCCCUUCACAAACAUUUUUCAUUUCUUGUAUUUUUUGCAUUUUAGCUUGGAAUUAGAGAAUUGUUUUGUAUGAACUAUAUAUUAUUAUCUCUCAACGUAGGGGGAAAAAGACAGAACUUGAUGUACUAGAAAUCCCAUCCAUACCAAAUCCCUUCCCAGAGCUUUGCUGCUCUCCGUUUACAUCUGUUUUGUCAGCCAGCCUGUUGCCCAAGGCAAAUCCCAGGAUAAAACAGGUAAGCCUUACUCAAUUCUGACAGUUAAAGUGCGAAAGAAAACGAUGUUUUCCCCCUCAAAUUGUCGAGAAAACUACUCCAGUACAUAAAACUGAACACAUUCAAAAUAUUGAAUGAUUUUGUUUUGCUUUUGCAGUUAUCACAGUAAAUGUUUUCUUGUUUGUUCACUGCCGCAAGCUUCCAGUGUAGUAGUAGUACAGUGGUACCUUGGGUUUAGUACUUAAUUCGUUCCAGAGGUCCGUACUUAACCUGAAACUGUUCUUAACCUGAAGCACCACUUUAGCUAAUGGGGCCUCCUGCUGCCGCCGCGCCGCUGGAGCACGAUUUCUGUUCUCAUCCUGAAGCAAAGUUCUUAACCUGAAGCACUAUUUCUGGGAUAGUGGAGUCUGUAACCUGAAGCGUAUGUAACCUGAAGCGUAUGUAACCCGAGGUACCACUGUAGUAGUAAUAAUAAUAUCUAUUUUGUUUGAAUGGUGAGUUUCACUGAAUUUGAUGUUAGACUCAUUUGCUUCCUUCUGCCUAUACAAAUCUCCCAUGUCGUAGGCCAGGGUUGGGACUCUGUUAUCUCUCCAGAUGCUGUUGGCUCCAGCUCUCAUCAGCACAGCCAAUGGCCAUGGAUGAUGGGAGUUGUAGUCUGUAGCAACAUGUAGAGGCCUGCUGGUUCCCCAUCCCAAAUAUAGACUGUUAGAUUCUGACACCUUCAACACUCUUCUUAAUCAUAUCUUUAUUCAGUAAAGCUUUGUGAUCACCCAGGGAAAUAAGGAGGCGAGAAAUAAGCUUGGGUGAACUGGGCUACUUUUAUUAAUUUAAUGAUAGCAGAUCUGAAGUAGGGAACCAUCAUCUAGGAUACUGAUUAGGUCUGGUUUCCAACAUCAUGGUAUACCUAUAUAUCAUGAUGUCUGAAAUAAGGAUGUAGAGGCAAACAGGGUGAUGUCUUGGCGACUGCCACUACUUAGGGGUAAAAAAAAAAACACGGAUCCAUUUUCACUUACUUUUAACCUAUUGUUACAACUGUUGCAACAGGGGCAGCAGGAAUCAUGAGAGAAGCAAUGACCGGUUUUUCCCACAUCAUGGUUUUGUACAUAGCACACCCAUACGUUGUGAUCUGUGAUACAUUGCCAUGCUGAAUAUUAUGAAACUGUUACCACGAUGUCCUGCCCAGAGGCCAGGGAAUCCAGAUGAUCACAGAGCCAAGGGAGAGCAGGAAGCAGCAAGACAGGGCCAAGAACUACAGGCAUUGUUACCAGCAUCUGACUGCUGCUGGAAGCUCUGCUUCAGAAGACUGAAGCCAGCUGGUUCUCAUCAGCACCUCCUCCACUGUGUCCUUAAUGGCUGAUCAGCUGCAGGUGGAGUCACUCUGCCUUCUCCCCCUUCAGGCUGCUGUUCAGCAGGCGAAGCUGACUCCUGGCUCAUGACAGGGAAGAACUAUUGCCAUAAUUCAGGCAUAGGCAAACUCGCCCCUCCAGAUGUUUUGGGACUACAACUCCCAUCACCCCUAGCUAACAGGACCAGUGGUCAGGGAUGAUGGGAGUUGUAGUCCCAAAACAUCUGGAGGGCUGAGUUUGCCUAUGCCUGCCAUAAUUGUUGCUGUUACGGUAACAAUGUAAGUUAGCCCUCAGUUCUGAUUUUAUUAUAACUAAACAAUUCUUAGGGGAAACUGGUAUUUGAAACCCUAUUGCAACAGCAUGGCUCUUUCUUAUUUGUCAUCCUUUUUGUAAAUUGAUUUACCUUUUCCUCAUAAGGAAGGUAUCAUAGCCCCUCAGUUAUUUUAGUUUCCCCUCUCGGUGCCUUUUCCAACUUUUGGGGACAGGACAAGCAGAACUGUAAAGGAGAUUCCAAAUGUGGCUACAUCAUAGGUUUGUUUAACAAAAAUAUUAUCUGCUAUCUGGUUUACUGUCUCUCCGCUAAUAAUCCUUAGCAUGGAAUUUGCUAUUUUUUGCAGCUGCUGCACAUGGAAUUAGUUCUUUCUUGACUUAGCUACCACAGCCCCUUUCUGAUUGCCUCAAUUUGCAUCCCUUUAUACUUAAUUAAACUGAACCUCAUUUGCUAUUUAAUUGGCCAUUCACCCAUUUUGGAGAGAAGCUUUUGAAUCUCUUUGCAACCCCCUUUUGCUUUUACUGCCCUGAGUUAUUUGGUGUUACCAGCAAACUGCUCGCUCCUUCCAGGUCAAUUAAGAACAAGUUAAAAUGCACGGGUCCCAAUGCAAAACCUUGGAUCUGCUUCCCAAAGUUGGUUCUACUCUUUGCUUCCUGAUCUUAAACCAGCAACUAGCCUACAGAAGACCUGUCCUCUUGUCCCAUGACUGAUAAAGUUAAUUCAAGUUAAUUGUGAAAAAACCAUUGGAAGCCCAGGUAUAUAAUGUUUACAUCCACAUGCUUGCUGACACUGCUGAGAUAGAAUGUGCUUUCAGCUACCCUCUCAUUGACUUGGUAAGUACAGUUUUGUUUACAACAAAAAAGAACAUACCACACAUGCUUUGAAACAGUGGGUUGUGGAAACAGCCAGAGGGGACCCUGUCGCAAGCGGUGCCCUGGAUCAGAUUCGAGCUAGAAGUUCUGUUGAACUCACUGGGAACAGUGAUGACUGUGAGAUCAAAUUCAAUGUAUACAAGUGGAAAGUUGCCUAGAAAGUCCAGCUUGGUUACAUUUGAUUGCGAAAGCAAAAACUUCUCAAAAAAUGAAGGGAUUAGUUAAAAGCAGGUCAAAUGCUUCCAGAGUCCUUGAAGGUGUAAAGUGUGACUUGGUGAGAGUUGGGAGAGUUUUCUUAAAACAAAAUCUCAUACUGUUGGAAGGUAUACAAAAUGUGAAGGCUAGUGUACAGUUGUUGAUGAAGUCUUUUGUGAGGGAUCUCCAUCUAUCUUGCCUUUCUGUGGAUUGUUUCUCAGUCUCUUCACUGAGGCUUACUCUCAGGUAAGGGACGAUUCUUUGCACAUUUAUUUAGACGUAAAUCCCAUGGAAUGAAGUAGAACUUCUUAGUAAGCGUGCCUAGAAUUGCAGUACAUAGGAAUUAGUGAGUCUACAUUAGAGUCUUAAGGGAGGAUUGGCGGGAGGGGGGGAGCGGGGAAGCGGGGAGAACAUUCUCUUGAGCAAGCAGAAAUCCUUUUCCUGAUGGAACAUUCCCGCGUUGGAUAAAACUCUGUGGGCGAAGUCCAAGCUUCUGGCAGGCAGCAGGAAGGCUUAAAAGAGCAGUGAAGCGGCUGCCAUAUUUAAUAGCCUUAGGCCUGGGUAAAGAGAAAUGUUUUUGCUUGGCGCCUAAAGACAUGUAGUGAUGGCACCAGGCAAGCCUCUCUGGGGAGAGCAUUCCACAAUCGGCAUGGAGGACAUAGAGAAGGGUCUCGGAUGACAAGCGCAGGGUCCGGGUCAGUUUUAAUGGGGAGAGGUGAUUCCUAAGGUAUUGUUGUGAGUUGGGGGGGGGAGUUAAGUCUAGAUAUCAUCUUUGGGAUCUUGCCCAUGAUUUUAUAACUCCAGGAUUAUAUUCCCUCAAAGAAAAAGCUGCCAAAAUGCUCAGACCUGUCAGCCAAGUAUGCUGUGUUUGUUAUGUUGAGUCAUAGAAACUUACGGAGAUUUGGGGGACGGGACAUGAUGUCAUAGGAGACUUUAAUAACAAUAGGGCUGGCGGUCAGUGUGGUAUCUGGGAGCUGGAAGAGAUACAGACCCCUGGCUUGCUCUUUGUGCAGAAACCAAAUCUAUGGCUUGGAAAGGGGCCCUGAGGGAACAAGAUCUGUGGGGAGUGUUAAUGCUGUUUAUCACAAAGGCACCGCAGCCAUGACCUUCCUUCCAGGGAGACCCAGCCCAAGGAAUGUGCCGAGACCCUUGGGAACUCUCACCGCUCGGGGAUUGGGGCCUGCACAGCCGUAUUUCAAUAUGCCUCUAUUUUCAGCGGCACGGCGGUUGCUUUGGGACACAAUGAAUUAAAAUAAAUCAGCGGGGGGGGGGGGUGAAUAGAAGGAUGAAUCUUGCUUUGGUCAAAGAUAAGCUAGCUGUGACUUCCCCACAAUAAACAGUUCAAGGCAAAGUGGGCUACCUUGGAACACGAUUGCAAGUGCCAAAACAAAACUCAAGGGUAUUUAAAGCCAGGAACAUUUUCUUCUGCGGAAACAUUUCUCUGCAUGUUUAUCUCACUCUUAGUUGUUCAUAAUUUGUAGAUAAUUUCAUCGCAAUAGACCAAAUAAACCCCAUGGUUUAUUUUAGAAAAACUGUUGACUGAACCUCGGUGCUGACUAAUGCUAGAAUGUAGCCAGAUACUGGGAACUUUGAAAGAACGUAUGGUACAGGACAUUUUUUUUGAUACAGAUUGUUGCUCUCUGCCCUCACCCACCCCAACCCUUCAGUGUGAAGUCUGGAACUCAUGGCAAGUACAGUGGUACCUCAGGUUAAGUACUUAAUUCGUUCCGGAGGUCCGUUCUUAACCUGAAAUUGUUCUUAACCUGAAGCACCACUGUAGCUAAUGGGGCCUCCUGCUGCUGCCGCACCACUGGAGCACGAUUUCUGUUCUCAUCCUGAAGCAAAGUUCUUAACCCGGGGUACUAUUUCUGGGUUAGUGGAGUCUGUAACCUGAAGCGUAUGUAACCUGAAGCGUAUGUAACCUGAGGUACCACUGUAUAAUAUUUGACUUGAGGUAAGAAGAACAGAAGGGAUGCGGGUGGCGCUGUGGGUAAAACCUCAGUGCCUAGGACUUGCCGAUCGUAUGGUCGGCGGUUUGAAUCCCCGCGACGGGGUGAGCUCCCGUCGUUCGGUCCCAGCUCCUGCCCACCUAGCAGUUCGAAAGCACUCUUAAGUGCAAGUAGAUCAAUAGGGACCGCUUUAUAGCGGGAAGGUAAACGGCGUUUCCGUGUGCUGCGCUGGUGCUGGCUCGCCAGCUGCAGCUUCAUCACGUUGGCCACGUGACCCAGAAGUGUCUUCGGAUGGCGCCGGCUCACGGCCUCUAGAGCGAGAUGAGCACGCAACCCCAGAGUCGGACACGACUGGCCCGGGCAGGGGUACCUUUACCUUUACUUAAGAAGAACAGAAUUGUCUCAUGAUUAUCUUAGUCCUGGGUUGACAAUGCUACCCAUGUUUCUUUUGUAUAAUGGCAGGCAAGCCUCAAGAAGGAUUUAAAACAACAACAUGGGGGCAGGGACAUGUAGGAGAGGGUUGCAACUCAACUGUGUUGCAUGAAGUUUCUAAGUUUAAUCUCCAGGUAGGAGUAGCUCUGCUGUACAUCGGGAAGGGCUGUGUGGAGAGAGACUCUUCCUUUAAAUUCCUAGGAGUUUAUCUCAGUGAAGACCUUACCUGGAAAAUCAAUACAACCCAGGUGGUUAAGAAAGCCCAACAGAGACUCCAUCUCCUCAGAGUAUUGCAAAAGAACGAUGUCAAUCAACAUUUGAUGAUCUCCUUCUACUGGUCCACAAUAGAAAGUGUCCUUUCAUACUGCAUCACGGUGUGGUACGCUGGUUUGACAUCAACUGAUAGGAAGUGCCUACAGAGGGUGGUGAAUACAGCACAAGAUAUUAUGGGCUGUCCCGUGAAUCCACUGGAUGACAUUGCGGAAGAACAUUGCCUCAGCAGAGUGAGGAAAAUUCUCAGGGAUGAUUCAUACACUGGCAGGCACUUUCUUGAUCUCCUGUCCUCAGGCAGAAGAUAUAGAAGCAUGAUUAGUCGCACCAACAGGGUAAAGAACAGCUUCUAUCCGUGGGCUGUUAGGCUACUGAAUGAAAAGAUAACAACAGGGCAACUGACUUUCGGGUUUGGUGUGUGUGUGUGUGUCAGUAAACGAGGGGAAUUAAGACUAAGAGAGCUGAGUGGGGGGUGCUCAUGUAAUCUCACUGUAUACAAGUUGUACAAGUGACAAUAAAGUAUAAAAGAGGGGGGGGGAAUCUUGCCUGAAACCCCCGAGAGCUCCUGCCAAUCAGUGUAGACAAUACUAAGCUAGAAGAAUCAAUGGCAUGGAUCUGUAAAAGGCAGGUUCCUAUGUGGGAUUUUGGAUCAGGUCAUCUUUAUGUGGGAACCACUAUGGGAUAGCUAGAAUAGGUGGGUCCUGCAACAAAAUGUUGCAGUGUGGAAUGCUCCCGUUCAGGGUUCCGGCCAUUCAGCCAUGUGAUCUCACUCAGCAUUCUGAGCAUGCUCAGUCCCCCAUUGGGCUGUUCUUGGGUUCUUCCCCCCUUAGGUUUUCAUAAAGUAGGGUGAGCAGGAAUCACAAGUUAGGCCCAUCACAUAGAGCUGCUGUUGUAAGGUCCAAGGGACCUUGCAUGCAUUGGGUUGAUUACAAAGAUUGGCUGGAACUUCUGUGUAGCCUGCCAUUAUGUUUCGUAUUUGCAUGGGAAUUGAUAAAACUAUAAGGGAUGGUGGCUUGCAAAACUUAAAUAGUCAUAGAAGAGCAUUGCUGCCUAAUGUCUCUGCAAAAAACAAUACAACAGAUUUUUCUGAAAUGUUCCAGAUCCUCUGGAGGUUUCUCAUAUUGAUACAUACAUAGUCUCUCAUUUUUCUCUCUCUCUCUUUUAAUUGGAAAGCAAACAUAACAAGAUCCCAGAGUUCAUUGUCCUAGCUAAACGGCUACUUUUCUAGUGAAUAUUUUUAAAAAUAUAAAUGGCCUAUGAACUUCAGAUUUCUAGCAAUUGCUCCUUACGUUAAGGGAGUUUGCCUUUCACACCUGAUUCCCUCUCUUCAUUGUUGCCUGAAUAGGCUGUGACCAUGAAGUGCAUGAAUAUUUUCACAUUCUUAUAAUGGAGAAAGUGCUUUGCUUAAUUGUUCAGUCUUGCAAAUACAUUUGGUGAGCUUGAGCAGUUUAGAUGAUGAGAAAUAAAAAUAGAAAAUGUGCCGAGAACUUAUUGAAGUGUAGGUAUGGUGCUGACAAAAUUACUUGUUGGUUUUUAUUUUUAAAAUGGCGUACCGUGUAAGGAGCAGCAGGGGUGGGUAGCUUUUACCCGGCAGCAAGUUGGUAGCUUUGGGCAGCUGAUUUUGGGCAUGUUGACCCUUAGAGUCCGUUCCAACUCUACAAUUCUAUGAUUCUAUGAAAGGAAGGUGUCAUGUUUCAGGUGCCAGAAUAACUUGGCUGGUCUUGGAUUCUUUACUCCUUGAUCUGAGAGGGUGUUUGUACCUUUUGAUUGGUUGGCAUCCAUCUGUCUCAAGAGGCAGUGGAAUGUGCCUCCAGGGGUCAAGUCAAACUUCUGCGUUAGCAGCACUGAAGUGACCAAGCCUGGGCAGUGUGUAUGGAGGCCUUGGGCUGCCCAGAUGACAAGACCUCCUUCUUGGCCUUGCUGAUGUGGUCCAAAGGAAAGCACUGGCUGGACUUCAGGAGUUGUGGGAAGGAGGCACUCAAGGUACCAACCAACCGCCUCAGGGACUCCACUCUGGAUUUGUGUAGGCUUUGCUCCUGUGCCUUUUCUUCUCCCAAAGAUGUCCCACAAGGCCAUUUAUGUGCCAUUCAUUUACUUACUAAAGGUAUUUAUAAUCUGCCCUUCUCCUAAAUGUCACCGGGUGGAAAUCUUCACAGUUCAAACAAAAAAUUAAACAAUAAGAUUAAACAACUGUGGAGCAAAAUACAGACUUCAGCUACAAAUAUAAUCAGCAGCAGCAAAAAAUUUAAAUGCCCAAUGCCCCUUGCUCAUCCCUGGAGGCCUAGGCAAGGAGUGCAUCUUCUCCUGUCAGUGAAAUGACAUGAAUGUUGUAGUGAGGCACACCACAGAAGGGAGAUUGUUCAAAAGGCAAGGGAGGCACUUCAGAAAGAGCCUGUCCAACAGGUCUCUGCCUCACAUAUUUCAUUAGGCAUGGGGACCACCAGUAGAUCUUAAACUUCACCUGCAGAUCUUAAAACUCAGGCAGGUCACCUUAAAUUUUAACCUGUUAAAUUAGGCCUGAAAGACAAUGGGCAGCCAAUGCAAUUGUUGGCACCAGGCAAAUUUCUUUGGGGAGUGUAUUGCAUAUUUAAGGCACCCACUGUGAUAUUAGCUUUGUGGCGUGAGCUUCUAUAUUGUACCGUUCUCUGCUAUUUCUCCUUGUUAAAACUGGUUUGCUUGUUUUUUUUAAAAAACCUUCAGCAUUACUCCAUCCCUGCUAUACACAAACCUCUGCCAUUAUUUAAAACCACUAUUUUUGUCUCAGUGUUCUUCCAUCCCUGUUUACUUAAACUUCUGCCAUUGUUUUGAGUAUAGCAAGAAGGUAACUGAAAUAAAGACACUGGUUUUUUUUAAAAAUGGUUGUUUUAAACUUCUCCCACUUCCAUUCCUCACCUCUCUUAUGCGAAAAAGAUAAAGGAUACAGAACCCUCAACUAUUCCAUAGUACCUUCCCACAAAGUAUUUCACUCAUGGUACCAUAUGUGUUGUCUUCAACAUGAAGUUCCAGAUUUUAUGUAGUAAUUUAGAAGAGAUUCUUUUAAUUAACAAGCAAAUAGCCAUAUAUGUACAAUAUCCAUCAACUGAACUUGUCACCGAUAUGUUGGUGUCAGUGUGUGGCGAUAGAAAGUCAGCUACCAUCUUUGUUGUUGUUGUUGUUCAGUCGUUUAGUUGUGUCCGACUCUUCGUGACCCCGUGGACCAGAGAAUGCCAGGCACUCCUGUCUUCCACUGCCUCCUGCAGUUUGGUCAAACUCAUGCUGGUAGCUUCGAGAACACUAUCUAACCAUCUCGUCCUCUGUCGUCCUCUUCUCCUUGUGCCCUCCAUCUUUCCCAACAUCAGGGUCUUUUCCAGGGAGUCUUCUCUUCUCAUGAGGUGGCCAAAAUAUUGGAGUCUCAGCUUCAGGAUCUGUCCUUCCAGUGAGCACUCAGGGCUGAUUUCCUUAAGAAUGGAUAGGUUUGAUCUUCUUGCAGUCCAUGGGACUCUGAAGAGUCUCCUCCAGCACCAUAAUUCAAAAACAUCAAUUCUUCGGCGAUCAGCCUUCUUUAUGGUCCAGCUCUCACUUCCAUACAUCACUACUGGAGCUACCAUCUUAGAAAAAGAAAAAGAAAAAAAUCUUGCAAGCCCAAGGUGUAUGGUGAUCCCAUGAGCUACAAAUAGCCUGUUAAGACCCUGUGUUUAUGAGAGCUCAGAGCUGUGAAUAGCUGCAAGCCCGUGAUAAUGAGGAUAUAGAAAUUCUAGCAAACGUUGGAGAGACAUUCCUAAAAACAACAACCCAUGCCUCACUUUUCAUAUUUGCAAGCGCUUAAAGCAGUAUAGCAGGAAAGCCUUGAAAACAAUUUGUUGUCUUAACAAAAUGAUGGGAAACCCGUGACUGUUAAGACAUUAUUGGACUACAAAUUCCAUUAUUUCUGAGCUUAGGUUAUGUUGUCUGGAGCUGAUCUGAGUCCAGCAAUGUCUGAUGGGUCACUGGUUCACCCAGACACUGCAGUUUGACAUAUCUGGGAAUUGUAGCUCCGCUUGGAGAAUAGGGGUCUCCUAAGAACUCUCAACACCCUUAAACUACAGUUCCCAGGAUUCUUUAGGGGAAGCCAGGUCUGUUAACAUGAGCCUGGAUAACUCAGUUGGUCAGAGCGUGGUGCUGAUAAUGCCAAGGUUGCAGGUUUGAUCCCCAUAUGGGACAGCUGCAUUUUCCUGCAUUUCAGGGGGUUGGACUGGAUCAGUGUUUCCUAAGCUUGUGUCUCUAGCUGUUUUUUGGACUACAGUUUCCAUCAUCCCUGACCACUGCUCCUGCUAGCUAAGGAUGAUGGGAGUUGUAGUCCAAAAACAGCUGGAGACACAAGUUUGGGAAACACUGAACUAGAUGAUCCUCGGGGUCCCUUCCAACUCUACGAUUCUAUGGUUCUGUGAUAAUAGUGCUAUAAUUUUAUGGUGGAGGUGGGACCCCAGAUCCACCUGCCCAUCACAAGAGGUCUAGGGCAGCCAUUAGGGAAGCAGCUUCCCGAGAGCAUGGGGCUUGUUGCGUAUUAUAUUAUACAGAGCUGUAUUCAUCUGACAGUUCAGUGAGAUGCUGAGCUCAGUUGGACUGAGCCCACAGAGAGCAUUGGGACUUUCUUCUGACUCAGUUUCGUUAGCAAUGAUAGCUGAAAUGACCCAAUACUAAAGGCAAGGGAAGGGAACUUCAUUCCACGAGCUGCAGCAGAGCAGAGGUUGUAUUGUGGAAAUUUCCAAAACAAAGCAGCCCCAGAUUCUGUGCCUAAGCCUCAAGAUAAUAAAGCAAAUGGGUAUUUAGUCUAAUGCUGAAAGUGAUUAUAUUGUUACUAUGGAUUUGCUGCUGCUUGACUGUAGUGAUAUGAGCCAAGGUUGGAGCUGAGUAUCUCUUUACUUUGGCAACAAACUGAGAAUUGCUGUGCUGUAUUUGGCUUUAUGGCUUCUGAUGUAAAGGUAAUUUGACAAGGAGCAAAUGUUUGACCCUCCAAGCCAGAUUUUUUUUUUAAUGACUUUGGCUGGGUCUGCAAGCAGUUCCACAUCUUUCACAAUCAAAGAUGCUGUUGCAUAUAGAGUAUUUGCUCGAACAUGCAUGCUUUUUGAGGAACAUUGAUUUUCUUCCCUAGUUGCAAUAAACCAGGGAAAGCUUUGAGAGAGCAGCACCUGGGGUACUAUAUUUGACUAUCCUUCUAAAUUUUGGUCCCAUUAGAAGCAGUACAGAACAAUCAUUAAACUGACUGGCUACUCAAUAAAAGUCUGAACAGCCACUUAGGCCUAUUGGCAUAAAACAAUGUCUUCAAGAGACACUUGAAAGUCUGAAGCAAGGAUGCCUGCUGAAUCUUUGCUGGAAGAGCAUUCCACCAGCAUGCAACCAGUGACAAUAAACACCUGACUUCUGGUUGAGGUUAGACAAACCUUUGUGACUUGGGGAGGAAACCAACAGUGGUUGUCUACAUGAUCUUAGUGAUCCAGUUGGGAUUAAGACUCAGAUGGUGCUGAAGGUGUCCUGGACCCAAGUUGUUCAGGCUACUGUAUAUCAACACAAGAGCACUGAACCUGGACAGGUAAUAUAUGAGUAGCCAGUGCAGACAUGUUACAUGCUAUCAGCCAUCUGCAUCGACUGGUUGCCUAGCCGCUGCAUUUUGGACUAGUUGGGGCUUCCAGAAGCAUCAAACUACCACAACAAGUAUGUGGAUUUGCUAGUAUAUUGAUUUCCCGCAGGAUCUUAAAGAGCAACUCCUAAAGUGUAUGUGCUGUGUAUUAACUACAAGUGAAUGACUUCUCAUUAGUCAUUGGUUGAGCUGAUGGGAUGUCACAGAAGCCUGGAGACUAGAGUUGUCAUAGCUCUGGUUUCAGUUUAUUGAUCUGACACAUGGAUGAGGCUGAGCCCAGGAGCUCCAUACGCACUGUACAGGCUUGUGCACUGGGGAGGUCACUUCGGUGCUGCUAAGAUAGCUGUUUGACUCUCCCCCCUGCAGAGGUGAACUCCAUUGUCUCUCGAGACAGAUGGAGCCCAACAACAUGUAAUGCCAUAGAGUAUUCACAAAGGGAAAAACAAACAUUAACCAAAAAGUUCAACACAAGGGGCUUUUGAUAAUAAAGUCAGAAGAAAAAUUAAAUAUCAGGAGUGAAUGAAAUGGAUAAAAUUAUAAAGGGGGUAUCAAAGCACAGCUUGAAUUGUAUAAUGAAGGAAAUGGGAAAAAAAGAAGGUCUUGCCUGUUUAUAGCUACUGCCAAAUAAGAACAUAUUUUAAAGGUGUUUGCCACCCCCUGUGUGACUGCAGUGUCCUAUUUUUUUAAAUAAAUAACCUCCAAAUGGAGGUGAAAUUGGAAGACUCAGCAUCACCCCUAGCUGCUUGAAUAGCACAUGUCAAUUUCUCCUAGAUAGCAAUGAACAUAACUUUCUAGAAUCAGUUACCUAGCAUAUAGCACGAAAGGGACACGGGCGGUACUGUAGUCUAAACCACAGAGCCUAGGGCUUGCCAGUCAGAAGGUCGGCGGUUUGUCCGUUGCUCGGUCCCAGCUCCUGCCAACCUAGCAGUUUGAAAGCACGUCAAAAUGCAAGUAGAUAAAUAGGUACCUCUCCAGUGGGAAGGUAAACGGCAUUCCCGUGCGCUGCUCUGAUUCGCCAGAAGCGGCUUAGUGAUUCUGGCCACAUGACCCGGAAGCUGUACGCCGGCUCCCUCGGCCAAUAAAGCGAGAUGAGUGCCGCAACCCCAGAGUCGUCCACGACUGGACCUAAUGGUCAGGGGUCCCAUGAAGCGUAUUUCUAGCUCUGAGUGAUUACUAGCUGAGCAGCUACCAGAAGACAUGCAAUUCACAUUAUAAGAUCACAAACAUUUUAUAUGCUUAAAAUAAAAAAUUCUCUUGCGGAGAAUGUAAGAGACUGUGCUUGCAGUGGGAAAUAAUGUAGAAAGCUGAGAAGUGCUGAAUCUCCAAAGUUUCCUGUGCAUUUGCCCAGGAGCAAAAAAUUAUUAUGGAGCAAAAAAUGAUUCUAUCACAUUGCACCUUUCCUUGUUGCACAAGGCAAAUCACUAGGGAAUUAUAGUAGGGAAUUAUAUAGGACUAUAGUUCAUUGGUAGAGCCCCUGUUAUCCAUGCUGCUGCUGCUUUGGCGAUCACCUGUAGCUGAGUAAGAUUAUCUUCCAUGGUCUUAGAGGUGUGUCCGUAAGUGACUGUGGAGGCUAAUUCUGGAUCCAGACGAAAUUGAGAGCAAAACCUAAGUCGCAAGAGAUUUUGAGAGAAAUAAAAUUAUAUCAAGUACAAUAUAUGAAAAUGAUCAAUCAGGAGAUAGAAUGGAAAAUUAAACAAAUGAGACAAAAAACAUUUGAGUCGGCUAAUAAAUGUGGGAAAUUGUUGGCUGGGCAAAUGAAAAAAAAGACAAAAAUUAAAUACAGUUACAAAUUUAGAAGUGGAAGGAAGGAAUAUACAGAACCCAGCCGAGAUUAGAAAUUGUUUCCAGAGGUACUUCAAACAACUAUAUACACAAGGACCACAGAAAGAAAUUGAUCUAGAUCGAUUUUUGAAAACAAAUGGAUUACAAAAAAUCUCUCAGGAAAGUAAAUCAAUGUUGAACUAUAAAAUAACUGAACAGGAGAUAGAAGGUGCCAUUCAGAAUAUGCAACUAGGUAAAUCUCCGGGACCGGAUGGACUGACCUCUAAAUAUUACAGAUCCUUAAAAGAAUGGUUGGUACAACCUUUGAAGGAAGUCUGUAACGAAAUAAUGGAUGGGAAAAGGGCACCAGAGUCGUGGAAAGAAGCGUAUAUUACACUUGUACCGAAAACAGAGACUGAAAAGACACAACUUAAGAACUACCGUCCCAUCUCAUUGCUUAAUGUGGAUUAUAAAAUUUUUGCAGACAUUCUGGCUAAAAGACUAAAAAAAGUGUUAGUGGAAGAGAUUCAUAAAGACCAAGCAGGCUUUCUCCCGGGUAGACACUUAUCGGAUAAUGUGAGAAACAUAAUUAACAUCUUAGAAAAAUUACAAGUGAACAUAAAUACUAAAGCAGUUUUGAUAUUUGUGGACGCGGAGAAAGCUUUUGACAAUAUUUCCUGGAGCUUUAUGAAGAAGAACCUACAGGGGAUGGGGGUAGGCCAAGGCUUUGAAAACGGUAUAAGUGCAAUUUAUUCAGAACAAAAGGCUAAACUAAUUGUAAAUAAUGUGGUGACGGAAGAAUUUAAGAUAGAAAAAGGGACACGACAAGGUUGCCCAAUCUCCCCAUUGCUUUUUAUAUCGGUCCUGGAGGUUUUGCUGAAUAUGAUUAGAAGGGACCAGUUGGUUAAAGGUAUACAAGUUGGAGCCAAACAGUACAAAUUGAGAGCAUUUGCAGAUGACUUAGUAUUGACGUUACAGGAGCCAGAAUCUAGUACCAAAAGGGUUUUAGAACUGAUUCAAGAAUUUGGUCAGGUUGCAGGAUUCAAACUGAAUAAGUUAAAAACCAAGGUUUUAGAGAAAAAUUUAACACCGAUUGAGAGAGAGGUUUCAGAAUGAGACAGGCUUAACAGUGGUUAAGAAAGUGAAAUACCUGGGGAUUAACAUGACAGCAAAAAAUGGGAAUUUAUUUAAAGACAACUAUGAAAAAUGCUGGGCCGAAGUGAAAAAGAUUUAGAAAUUUGGUCAAAUUUGAAGCUUUCACUGCUGGGUCGUAUUGCUGCGAUAAAAAUGAAUGUAUUGCCUAGAAUGUUGUUUUUGUUUCAAACAUUGCAAAUUGUGGACAAAAUGGACUGUUUCAAGAAGUGGCAGAGAGAUAUUUCUAGAUUUGUCUGGCAGGGCAAGAAGCCUAGAAUAAAAUUUAAAAUACUAACAGAUGCAAAGGAAAGAGGUGGAUUUGCCCUGCCAGACCUUAAACUUUAUUAUGAAUCAGCAGCUUUUUGCUGGUUGAAAGAAUGGCUGCUUCUGGAAAACGCAGACAUUUUGGACUUAGAAGGUUUUAACAAUGUAUUUGGGUGGCAUGCAUACUUGUGGUAUGAUAAGGUCAAAGCACAUAAAGCAUUUAAAAACCAUAUUGUCAGGAAAGCAUUGUUUAAUGUUUGGAUAAGAUAUAAGGAUCUACUUGAAAAUAAAACUCCAAGAUGGCUGUCACCGAUGGAAGCGAAGGCUCUGAAAAAGCUCAAUAUGGAGGCCAAAUGGCCGAAAUAUUGGGAAAUUUUGGAACAAGAUGGAGAUAGAUUGAAACUGCAGAGUUUUGAGAAAUUAAAAAACAAAGUGCGAGACUGGCUUCAUUAUUAUCAGAUAAUGGAGGCAUAUAAUUUGGAUAAGAAAAUUGGCUUCCAGGUGGAAAAAUCAAAAUUAGAAACAGAACUGUUAGAACCCAAAACUAAGAUUUUGUCAAAGAUGUAUAACUUGCUGUUGAAAUGGAAUACUCAGGAUGAAACGGUGAAAUCUGCUAUGAUUAAAUGGGCUCAAGAUGUUGGACAUAACAUAAUGAUGGCUGACUGGGAACAGUUAUGGACCACAGGUAUGAAGUUUACGGCAUGCAAUGCCUUAAGAGAGAAUAUUAUGAAAAUGAUAUACAGGUGGUACAUGACACCAGUCAAGCUUGCAAAAAUCUAUCAUUUGCCCGACAAUAAAUGUUGGAAAUGUAAAGAAAGUGAAGGUACAUUUUUUCACCUUUGGUGGACGUGCCCAAGGAUUAAGGCUUUCUGGGAGAUGAUCUAUAAUGAAUUGAAAAAGGUAUUUAAAUAUACCUUCUUGAAGAAACCAGAGGCCUUUCUCCUGGGCAUAGUGGGCCAAUUGGUGUUAAAGAAGGAUAGAACUUUCUUUAUGUAUGCCACAACAGCAGCAAGAAUACUUAUUGCAAAGUAUUGGAAGACACAAGAACUACCCACUCUGGAAGAAUGGCAGAUGAAGGUGAUGGACUACAUGGAAUUGGCGGAAAUGACUGGCAGAAUCCGAGACCAGGGAGAAGAGUUGGUGGAAGAAGAUUGGAAGAAAUUUAAAGACUAUCUACAGAAAUAUUGCAAAAUUAAUGAAUGUUAGAAUGAUGUUAGAAUGAAGUUAGGUGGUUUAAGCAGUAAUGCUAUAAAGGUGUAUGUAAAAAUGGAUCGAUAACAGGUGAAAAUUUAAAGUUAUAGUAUAUUAAGUUAAAGGAUUAAGAGAAAAUAAAGAGGGAAAGAAAUUGCUGAAUUAACUAAUUGAAUUGGAAUACAAAAAAGGGAGGUAUGAGGAGGUCAGGGAAACAAGGAUAUGAAUGUAAGGCAUGGAAAGAUUGAUCUAUUUUUUUUAAAGUGUUUUUUAUUCUUUUAUUCUGUAUUUUGUAUUUUUCUUGUAUUUUUAUUUCUGUCUUUUGUUUUUGCUUUUCUUGUUUUUAUGUAACUCUUUUUUCUGAAAUUUUAAUAAAUAUCAUUAAAAAAAAUAAUUCUGGAUCCAGAUGUCCUUCCACAGUGGGGAGAUGCAGGAGGUCCUGAGUUCAAGCCCUGGUGUCUCCAGGUAAUGCUGUGAAAAGAUACUAUCUGAAACCCUGGUUAGUUGGUGCCAGUCAGAGGAGGUAAGACUGAGCUUGAUGCACCAAUGGUCUGACUCAAUAAAAGGGAGCUUCCUGGUGAUAUAGAUUUAGGGUAAACCCUAGAAAUUAAUAAAUGCUAGGAUUUUGGUUAUUUGUGAUAUGAAGGGAGAAUGCAAGCACCAAAGGAAUUCCUGGGCUCACUUAUGCAAAGCAACCUGGCUGAGCUAGAACAGCUGAGGGACAUUAACAAUACAAGAGAACUCCUUUCCCCUUGCCCCAGGUGUGAACAGAGACUGGAGGUUUGGAAGGUUGCCAGGGUAACUGCCUGGGGGGGGGGGCAAGGGUUACUCGGAGGAAGAAGAGUUGAGAUCCAUCUUGGACAGGAAAAGGAGCUGAGAUCCAUCUUGGACAGGCUUGAGGCUGCCUGUGCUGCUGCCAUGAAAUGACCACAUCUGGACUCCCUCCAUGCAGACUGAAGGUGUAAAUAAACCAUAUUUCUUGAAGCCACGACAGUCUCUGACGUGUCUUCACUUCUCCAAAGGAGCACAGACCCUGUGUGAGUGGCUGAGACCCCCAUGGGCUCUUGCCGUCGCUUGGCAGAGAGAGGGGGAGACACCCAAGUUUUGUAACACUGUGUUCCUGUGUUGUGGUUUAAGGACUGCCAGAUCAUGAUCACAGGUUACUGCUUUUGUCUGGUCCUCAUCAAAAUUUAUAAACCUAAUUCUGUGAAUGGCUUACCGAGAUAAAAAAAGGAUAAGCUUCAUAACGUUAGCUAGACAUGCUCCAGCAUGUUUGUGUGCCUGUAUUUAAGAAAUGAGUUAUUGGAUAUAUUGGCAUGGUCUUUCCUCCCUUGUAACUGAUUAAGACUUAAUUCUUUAAAAUUUCUAACUAAUGAGACCUAGAGGUUGGUUUUUUUGGUGUGUUUUUUAACCCUCUUGUCUACUGUCUGUCAUUGGGUACAUUCCAGCUAUUUCAAGAAAACACGACAGCAGUUUUGGCAGGGAUUACUAGUCCUGAGUGCUGAAGGAACUAUGAGCUAUUCAGGGAUGUGCUAUAAAAAUACGGUUGUGUAUUUUCCUGUAGUGUGCAAUAGACGAUCCUCUUUUUAAGCACAGGCCAGAGAAAUAUCCCAUUGUCAAAGCUACUACUUCAAUUUAACUGUCUGCCCUUAUUGGCACAAAAAGAAAUUACCCUGGCUUGGCCAUAAAUGGGAGGUGGGGAAUUUUGGGGCCUAUUUUUGUGACCAGCUCAGUAAGUAAGUUGGCAACUGAGACGCAGGAAGAUAAUUGACUCUCCUGGACCAAAUCUAUUACCAGUUUAGCAGUAUGUAACUCCCUCCCUUUGUUGUUGGAAUAUAUCCUCGUCUGAUAAAAAAGCAGAUCCGGAUUAUGCACAUUGCUUAUAUUUUCAGCUCCAAUCCAUGCCAUUUCUAAGGGUUGCAUAACAGUUUGGAGGUAAGGAGUGUGUGUCUUUCAUUUCAAACUGAAACAAUUAAUCUAUCUGGGAGAGGAGUAAGAUGCAACUCCCCGCUGCAGCGGCGAAGGCACUGUAGGCAGACGAGAUUUCGAGUGAUUUAAAUGCUUGUUCAAUCUGGGUCUUUAAACUUAAAAAGCAGAAGUAUCGCAAUGUGUUUCCAAGGACAGAGGAGGAGUCCUGCCCAUGUAUCGGCCUACCAUUGGCUAGUUCUGUCUGGGAGUCAUCCUUAAUUGGCUUUCCGAAGGAGUGGAUUCACUGAAACAGCAUGCCUUUUAUUGCUUUGCUAGUCGUCUCUAUGCACCGACUUUCAUUAAGGUGUGGAUGACUGGGAGCUGAUCCACAGAGGGGUUUUUUUUGGUCUUCUUAAUUUUGCAAGUGGUCUGGACAAGAGUUUCUAAGCUAAAUUACCUGUGACCGACAGAAAUGAGCUUGUACGGAAGAAGGGCAACCUUGCCUGUGGUUACUCCAAUAGUUCUGCAAAAACGGGUAGGUGACUUCGGAGGCUGAGGGGCAGGGGAGGCAUGUCUCUGUUUUGGAAGCAGAAGUUACCCAUAAGUAGAAUGUAAGUAUUGCAUCCAGUGUGGAAGGCAUGCUGUGCAUAAAUUGCUGCCUUUCCUCUUAAUUUAAAUGUGGGAUCUCCAGCCUUCCUGAGGAUUUAGCAUGUGUGCUCCCUUGCAAAAUUAUGCAGUUCAUCAGUUGCCCUGGGAACUUGGGCAGCAGGUUGGAAAUGACUGAAAUAAAUGGAUAACUAAAAAAACCCCCGAACACAUCUCUGAGUCUUUUUCUUGCUGCCGUUUCUGCUUUGAUAUGUAGAUAAAGCCGCUCCUGUUGUUUUAAGUGUACUGACAUUCUAUAAUAUGGUCACUGUAAAUGAAGUAGUUUAUAAGACCCAACAGAGUAUUAGUUUUUGGUGUGUGUGUUUUUAAGAAGAGGCCUGGCUUGUGGCAAUCCCUUGUCUACGAAGUAGUUAGCAAUCAGUCAGAUGGGUGGCAUAUGAAUAAUAAAAUUAUUAUUAUUAUUGGGCUUUAGUAUUUUGAUUAAGAUUAUGUAAGCAAUGUUAGAUUCUUUCCUCCCCUGUCCGUAAGUGUGGUGAUUUCUGUUCUUGUAGCCACUCCAGUGGAAUAUAUUGCUGCUAUAAUUCAUUUCACAGUGAAAACUGGAGGCAUUUUAGAUACAUAAAAAAUAAUAAAAAGCCCUGUUUUAUGUUUUGGCUGGUUUAUUUCUGCACAACUUGGGGAUCAAGUCGUAUUUUUCCCAAGCUGACCAGAAAUAACCAGCCAAAACAUUCAACAGGGCUUUUAAAUGCUUUAAAGCAGUAUGUGCUGAAUAUCUGCCUGUCAUUAACCUGUUACAAUCCAAGAGUUUAUUUCAGGAGAAAGAAAAGCCCCAGAAGUUCAUAAAUUCUUCAUUCUACCUUUACUGAACUUGAAAUCAUGAAUGUUCACAAAAGCUGAAGAGGGGUGGGGAAUAUCUGUAACGUGGGAAUCAGUUUUCGUUAAUCUCUUAAGUAAAAGUCACACGAAAUAACCCCGCUCCCAAAACAUGAUUCAAGUGCUUGUUAACCGAUUUGAGGACAUGUCCGGAUACUUCACUUCCAAUGCUGUGUUCCGCUGGAACUUCAGAACAUGACUGAUGGUAACAAGGUUGGCCCCAGAGGGUGGUGAGAUGAGGUGAGGCGUUUGCCAGGCCCCGCAAACCAGCAGAAGGCUCUCCACCCGAAUAGGCAUGCCAUUUCUACUUAGUACGGGACGCUGGUGGUGCUGUGGGUUAAACCACAGAGCCUAGGACUUGAUGAUCAGAAGGUCAGCUGUUCGAAUCCCUGCGACGGGGUGAGCUCCCGUUGCUCGGUCCCUGCUCCUGCAAACCUAGCAGUUCAAAAGCACAUCAAAAUGCAAGUAGAUAAAUAGGUACCGCUCUGGCGGGAAGGUAAAUGGCAUUUCCGUGCGCUGCUCUGGUUUGCCAGAAGUGGCUUAGUCAUGCUGGCCACAUGACCCAGAAGCUGUAUGCCAGCUCCCUUGGCCAAUAAAGUGAGAUGAGUGCCGCAACCCCAGAGUCGGUCACAACUGGACCUAAUGGUCAGGGGUCCCUUUACCUUUACGGGAUAUGCAAGAUCAGAUGCAGCCUAAGACAAUUCUCUGUUUCCAUGGCUCACCUCUUAGAAGGCAAGGGAAGCUCACUGGGGAUUGCUGUGCUUGAGGGCCCCCAGAAUCUUGGAGCCAGCACUGACUCGCACCAUUGCACUAUGAUACACAAAUUUAUUAGCGUCCCUGUCUUUUCAAAUAGUGUCUGGCUUGCAGUUGUACUAAUGUGCCAUUGUACAAAUGCAUCAUGUGCCCGACACUUUUCACAACUUAGAGCAGACUUGCCGAACUACAACUCCCAUUAUCCUCUCCGUUAGCCCUGCUAAGCUGGGUCUGGUGGGAGUUGCAGUCCUGCCAUUUCUGGAAGGGGCACAUGUCCCCCAUCCUUGCAAUACUAUUACUGUGUUAUGACUAUUUACUUAAGCCCUCGAGUUUAAUGGGGUUUUACUCCCAAGUAAGUGUGUACUGUGUAGGAUUUCAGUUUUAAUCUCCACAGGUCGUACAACAAUCCUGCAAGUUUGGUCAGUAUAUCUUGUAAGCUGUGCAAAAUGUUGUAGGCGAUAUAGUGCUUUGCCUGAGGCCUCCUAGUAGAAUUGCUAGCUGACCAUAAAAAAUAGUGUAGAUUACUCCUGUGCCUUUAACAUCCCUUUGAUCUACAGAAACCAGCAGGCGAAGCUUCCCAUUGGUGGAUAUCAAUAUUGCUUGCCAGCUGCUGCAAAUUGGAUCACAGUUAAAGGCACAGGGUUUGAUUCAAAAGUUGACAACCCUGUCAUCCAGAGUGCUUAUGGGCAGAGGUGAGGUUUAGAUCAGGGACUUGCUCAUUCUGAACUCUGUUCCAGCCAGUAUCAGCUAUGUUUUAAAACUUUGAAGAUAAAAACUAGAAUGUGUGUCACUGGAAAUUGGAAUAACACACCAUUUUCUGUUUAAAAUUUGCUGCCGAUGUGUGCCAUUUUCCAGGGAGCUGUACUGAAACCAAAGCUACAGUUGGAAAGACCUCAAAGAGAGGCAGAAUCCUGAAAAGAGAAAUGAAUGUGAUGACCACCUUUCCUAGUGAACUUCUGCUAGACCUAAACCACUGUUAAAAUUAGGAAGAUAGUAUUUUAAGCAGUGGAUUUGGACCUCUUAAAAUGUGUGUAUGCUUCUUGGGUGAUGGUGGUAUUUGGUUCUCAUGUUCUGGAUUACGCUUCUGCAAAUAACAUGUAGCAGUUCAUUCUGCUGUAGAGUUGGGGUUUGGUUUACUCCUAACCUCCAUCCUCCCAAGUCUAUAAUACCUCACUCCUUUACUUCAUUACAGUUAGUGGCGGUGGUUUGCUCUGAGUAUUUGUGUGUAUAUGCCCAAACUGAAAGCAAUUUCAGACAGGAUCCUUAGUUAUUUGUCUCAGAUUUCUAUGCUGAGCUCAAGUUACCCUCUUAUACAUUUGCAUGAUACUUUGUAAGAUGGGACAUACCAUGUUGAUUGAUUUGUGAAUGGAGGCCCUUCUGGUUAUACCAUCACCAAGAAAAGCCUUCCAGUUUAGGACUUGGGGAAAGGCCUUCUCCGUAGUGGCACCCCAGUUUUGAAUCACCCUUUCCUCUUAGGUCAAUCUGGUGCCAACACUGGGCCAUCUUUCAUUGCUGUCUUAAUUCAGGCCUUUUGUCUUAGGUGCAUUGGACCAUGGAGUGGUGUGGGGAUAGAAUAACUUAUGUACUAAAUUGCAGUUGUUAAAAAAAAAGAUUUUUUUAAUUAAAAAAAUUGGUUUGAAGUGCUUUUUAUUGUUGUGAGGUCGUUUUAAUGAUGAGGGAUAGGUUAUGGAAAGGAAACUAACUUUGUAACUUUUUAAAUACUUUGUAAACCACUUAGAAGCCUGUUUUGGCAUUAAGCGGGGUGCAAAUAAACAAGAAAGAACACUGCACCCUUUUGCUGAAGUGCACACAUUUUUUAUCCAAAGGUCAGCAGCGUGUGCUUUGAUUCCUUUCCUUUUUCUUUUCUGAUAUCUUUCAGUGACCUUCGUGGAGCUUUAUGAGGUUUCGUGUUUUUUUAAAGGAAAGCUGAGCUAACAGCUAUAUUGUAUGGGAGCAAUUGCACGGAAAAAGGCACAAUCAGUGAAAAUGUUUUAUAUGCCCUUGAACAAGAACAUGGUAAUGAGCCAAUGCCUACCACUUUCCUUGGCUUGAUGAGCUUUCUACCUCUCCCUGUCGUCGUCGUCCCCCCCGCCCCCACUUAGAUUUUUGAUUUCUCUUCCAACCCCUCUGCUCAUUUCUUCCAAAUACUUGAAUAUUCUUCAUAUAGUAACCAAGGAAAUUGGCAAGGCUAGCAGCAUCCAGCGCUCAUAAUCCUCUUUCCUUGGCAGAACUCCCUGCCUUGGAAAGGGGGAGAGGGAACAGAUUUCUUGCUAUUGAGGAAACCGGCGCUCCAUGUCUUUGUCCUAGUCUUCUCUCAAAUAAAUUAGGCUUCCAGAAGGUCAGAAUCUAACCUUCAGACUGUUAACUUGCCUUGGAAGUAUAUUGGGCGGCCUACUGAACAGUUAUUUCUGCCAGCAGUAAAUCUUGACUGAGUGGACAUUUGGAUUCUUUUGUGGAUGCAGAUUGAAGAGAAUUGUAGCCUAGAAACUGCACAUAAGGAAUUGCUUACAGACCUUUGGUAGUAAAGACUUUUUUUUUUUUAACGCAGCACUGAAGCGACUUUGAUGAAUUAUGUGUAAAUGUGGGUUCUGAGUUUUUCUGUAAUAUCCCACAAACUAAACUUGAUACACAGAUGCCUGAGGUCUAGACAGCUUUUUCUUGCUGCAAGUUGUGUCCUGCAUUUAAAUCUCCUCUACCAUUUCGUGUGUGUGUGUGUGUGUGUGUGUGUGUGUGUAUGUUGUUAGAUGCAUGAGUUUUAAAAAUUGCUUUAAAGAUAGGAUGGGAAAUGCUUAGGCUUUGAAGUGUUUUAAAGAGGUACACAUGAUGUGGCGUUCCGCAACAGAGGCAACACUUCUGUGUUUGCAAAUGUUACACCACAUGGUGUCAUAUCAGUGUGCUGAAUCAGAGGGCAAUGGGUGGAAACAUGCAUCAUCAUAUCCCUUUGGAGGGCCCUUGCAGCAAAGGGCAGCGAUCGACAACCAAAGUGUGAGCAGAACAACUUCCCCUCCUCACCCUGCAUGUGCCCUGUGCCAUCCUCAAAUGUGCUCCAAAGAGUUGGCAGGGGAACCCCCAGCACAGAUUUGGGGGACAGAGGGGGAGGAGAAAUCCCCUUCCGCAUCAGAGUUGUUCCGCUUUCACAAAGUGAUGCAUUGAAUACAAUCUCUUGUGUUCUCUUCUCGUACGCACCUUUACGUAAUAACGGGCAUUUUUGCUAAUAUAAAAACUAAUCUCUUUCAAAUCAGAACCAGUGAAGGCGGUGAAGGUCCUGUGUGAGUGCCUGGAGGUGGUUGGAGGAUGGAUGGCAACUAACAGAUUGAGGUUGAAUCCUGACAAGGCAAAAGUACUGUUUUGGGGGGACAGGAGGUGGGCAGGUGUGGGGGACUCCCUGGUUCUGAAUGGGGUAACUGUGCUCCUGAAGGACCAGGUGCACAGCCUGGGAGUCAUUCUGAACUCACAGCUGUCCAUGGAGGCGCAGGUCAAUUCUGUGUCCAGGGCAGCUGUUUACCAGCUCUAUCUGGUAUGCAGGCUGAGACCCUAUCUGCCCGCGGACUGUCUCGCCAGAGUGGUGCAUGCUCCGGUUAUCUCCCGUUUGGACUUCUGCAAUGCGCUGUAUGUGGGGCUACCUUUGAAGGUGACCCAGAAAAUACAACUAAUCCAGAAUGCGGCAGCUAGACUGGUGAUUGGGAGCGGCCGCCGAGACCACAUAACACCGGUCUUGAAAGACCUACACUGGCUCCCAGUACGUUUCUGAGCACAAUUCAAAGUGUUGGUGCUGACCUUUAAAGCCCUAAAUGGCCUCAGACCAGUAUAUCUGAAGGAGCAUCUCCACCCCCAUCAUUCUGCCUGGACACUGAGGUCCAGUGCCAAGGGCCUUCUGGCGGUUCCCUCGUUGCAAGAAGCCAAGUUACAGGGAACCAGGCAGAGGGCCUUCUCGGUAGUGGCACCAGCCCUGUGGAAUAACCUCCCACCAGAUGUCAAAGAGACUACCAGAGUUUUAGACGACAUCUGAAGGCAGCCCUGUUUAGGGAAGCUUUUAAAAUUUGACGGAGUAUUGUAUUUUAAUAUUCUGUUGGAAACUGGCCAGAGUGGCUGGGGAAACCCAGCCAGAUGGGCAGGGUAUAAAUAAGAAAUUAUUAUUAUUUUAGAAAGUUGGUAACAGGUGAAGUAAUGGUUAGACAUUCUUAAAACAAUGCUUUCAGAAUUGAAUACCUCCAAGCUAGAUCAUCUGAGCUUACCUUACAUACUGGGUCAUGUCAUUGGUAUUAUCCUGCCCAAUAUUAUCUGGAGCAGGGCUUGCCAAUGUGGUUUCCAUGUGUGUAGCCCGCAGAGGUCUUCCCCAGUGGCUACAGGGUCCCCUCGCUCAUCCCUUCUCCUGAUGAAAUUAGGUUUGAAAGAAACAUUCCAUUGUAGCCUGUAGAAUAGGGUGCCAUGUUUGGGCAAAUGGGGUCCAUAGCAGUUUCUACAGUUUGCAAAUGUGCCCACUGGCCCCCAGAGGUUGGCAGCCCCUGAUCUAGUCUGACUUGCAGUAGCUCCAGAGGAACUUAAGCAAAGGACUUCCUCAGUACUUCCCAUCAGGGAUAAAUGGCAAAGGGGGUUGCCUCUGGACACACCUGUGGUCCCAACUUUUCCAUGCUACACGUGCUUUAAAUCAUUGACAACCUAUAUUCAGGGCUUUUUUCCAGCCGGAACACACCGGAACUCAGUUCCAGCACAUCUCAGGUGGGUGCUGAUGCCAUUACAAGUGAACAAGGGAGUUGUUCAUGGUGAGUUCUGGCAACUGUUUUUCUAGAAAAAUAGCCCUGCCUAUAUUUAUGUAUCUGUUGGAUCCCCCCCCCCCCAAGUUAUAACUAUAGACGGUUCUUAAACCGGAAGUAAUUGCGUCAAAUAUCGCACACAGAGCAAUUGUUACAGAGGAAGGUUCUCACCAUGCUGCGUGCAUAAAACAAAAUCACCUGCUAAUGAAACCAGCAUUUUCACAUUUUACACGUCUGUAUGUAUCAGCUAAUCUUCUUUUGCCUUUUUAACAGGUAAUCAAAAUAUAUAGUGAGGAUGACUCUAGCAGAGCUUUGGAAGUACCAAGUGAUAUAACAGCCAGAGAUCUGUGCCAGUUGCUCAUACUAAAGAACCAUUAUGUGGAUGAUCACAGCUGGACUAUGUUUGAACAUCUCACUUCCUUAGGUUUAGGUAAGUACUGCUUGCUUCAGAAAGUGUGUCAUUUACAGAUGUUGCUAGGGGGAGCUCCAGUUCUUUUGUGCUGGGCCUCGGAUUGCCUGUUCUUCUUAAUCUGCCCUCUUAAUAUGCUCAGAGACCUAAGUUUGCAUUUAUAGGUCAUGGGCCUCUAGGAGUCUAGAGCCACUGUUUUGUAUGUUUUGCUGGGCGUCACAAACCCACAGAAACACUUGCAACCAAUGCAGUACUAAGUAACUGUCCUACCAGUGCAAGGAUUUACACUUGUGAAAUGGGAGCGCAUGCCCCCAAAUCUUUUAUAGUGGAGUGGGGGUGCAGGGAGAAGGCUGAAAGUCUUGCCAUGCAAGUGCACUGUUAGGGCAGUUCAUAGAACAGUAGAGUUGGAUGGGACCCUGAGGAUCACCUAGUGCAAGCCCCUGCAAUGCAGGAAUAUGCAGCUGUCCCGUACAAGGCUCAAACCUGCAACCUUGACAUUAUCAGCACCACGCUCUAACCAAGCCAUCCAGUUCCUUAGCACUGGGUUGGAUAGAAGCCUAAAUAUCAUUCUAUCCGGUGCUUCUUUUUUAAAGAAAAAUAGGUGUCAGUAUUCACCAUGAAGUUACAGUAAGUGCCACAAUUUUAACCAGUGUUUUUCUUCUAGGAAAAAAAAGGUUCCCGUGCUGUGUACCCUUGAGUACCCCCAGAAAAAAGGCACUGAUUCUAUCCUAUCUGGGGGGGGGGGGAGGCAUUGUCUUUCACAGUUGGAUAAGAAUGCACAACUCAUCCAAAUAUUUCCAGAAGUUUUUUUGGGGGGAGGGGGAUGUAUUUUUUCAAAUAAAAAAAACAACAGACUCCUAAAUCUGUAAACUUGCAUCCUUCAUUGCACAUACAUCAGCCCCACUGCACAGAAAGCCAAAAAUAUUGCUGCAAGGACAUUGUUGGCUGUGCUGCAGUUACAGUAGUGAUAGCCUACUGCAUAUUUCAGUGUGGAUAGUGAAUGCCUUGUCUUCUAAAUUACAUUUUGUUCCACUGAAGGAGACUUGUCGGCAUCCUCUUACAGGGCCAUAAAUUAUCCUGCUGAGAUUUGAUUUAAAGUCCACUAAAGCAAUCGUGGGGAAUUCAGAACUGCGGCUGUUGAACUUCUGAAAGCCCGGAUCAAACCAUGCUAUGCCAGCAGCGUUUGAGCUGUGCGGUUCUGAAGCUGUGUUGAAUUAAGUAAUAAGCGUGAAAGAUGGAACUUUUACAGAUUGUGCUACAUUAGCAAUGCUUGCCUGGGCGUAUUGGAGCCGCAGCUUGUCGUUAGUAUAAUCGCUUAUGAGCGGUAAGAUAAGUACAGAUUUUAGGUGCCCAGUAAGCCUCAGAUCUAAUGCUGGCUUUAAGCGCUUUCACGUAUUGCACAUUCUUUAAAAACGUGAAAGGGGAACCUGCAGUAACAGACAGGAAAAGAGGGAAUAGUAUUCACCCCAGAGGUAGAACGAAAGACCAUGCCCAUCAUUGGAGGUCUGGUGGGGGCAGAGAAGCCUGGCUCAUGGUCCUUUUUGGCUGUGAUGUCAAAUUGGCGAGAGCUCAGUUCUGUGCAUACAGAGGUGGAUUUAGGUACAACCAAGGAGAGCACCUUUUCAAAGUCUGGUAAGCACUUGCCCAGCUCUGUGAAGGGGGCAUGAGGGCUCUGCCAGGGUCCUAGAGUCCUUCCUCUUUCCCAGAGCCAGGCAAGCGCUUACAGGGCUUUGGGAAGGAGUUGGGAGGGCUCUAGCACCCUGGCGGAGACUUGUGCCUCCUUCCUAAAGCCUGCAGGCUUAAGGACACCCCAUAAAAUGUUGGCCUCGCACAGAGGUUCUCCCAUUCAUGGAAUUACAGUGGUACCUUGGUUUACAAACUUGAUCCUUAAACCAAAGCGUUCUUAAACCAAGGCGUGCUUUUCCAUAGCAGUGGGGGACUCCAUUUACAAAUAGAACACAAUCCAAGGCAAAGUUCACAAACCAAAACACCUACUUCCCGGUUUGCAGCGUUCUUAAUUCAAGUUGUUCAUAAAAUAAGCUGUUCUUAAACCAAGGUACCACUGUAUAGAGGGACGCGGGUGGCGCUGUGGGUUAAACCACAGAGCCUAGGACUUGCCGAUCAGAAGGUCGGCGGUUCGAAUCCCUGUGAUGGGGUAAGCUCCCGUUGCUCGGUCCCUGCUCCUGCCAACCUAGCAGUUCGAAAGCACGUCAAAGUGCAAGUAGAUAAAUAGGUACUGCUCCGGCGGGAAGGUAAACGGCGUUUCCAUGUGCUCUGGUUCGCCAGAAGCGGCUUAGUCAUGCUGGCCACAUGACCCGGAAGCUCCCUCGGCCAAUAAAGCAAGAUGAGCACUGGACCUAAUGGUCAGGGGUCCCUUUACCUUUACCUUACCACUGUAUAGAUUUGUAGAGUUGGAAGGGACCCUGAGGGUCAUCCAAGUCAAACCCCCUGCAAUGCAGGAAUCUCAACUAAAGCAUCCAUGACAGAUGGGGCCAGCGGGUGUUGUAGUUCAGCAACAUCUGGAAGGGCACUGUGUUGACUACUCCUGCAUUACAGAAGUGAAAUGUUUCUUUUCAGUAAGAGACGGCAAAAGACGUAUUUGUGUUAUUUACUAGUUCAGGAAUAAAUAAUUCAUGGUAGCUGUGCUCCAAACUCUCUUACGAACAGACCCAGCAGCUGUUCCAGUGGUUCAUGAAUAAAAGGCCCGAACCUAUAAAUCAUCGCAAAUUGAAUAUGGUGCUUCUAUUUACUGCAAUAAUCACAUGUCAGCUUUUGUAAUGAGUGUGUGUGUUAAGUGUUUACACACCAUGUUAAUUAUUAGAACAUCGCUCUUUCUGGGGUUUUGCACUGUGGUGCCAGCUGCUUUUAACACUCUAAUUUGUGCAGCUGUAAUAUGGCCAACACGAGCCUUCUAAAAUCAUUUCCGUUGCUGAUCAUUUUUGGUCUAAAUUAUUCUCCACCCUCCCUUUUUUGUGUGUAUGCUUGUUUGGCAAAACGUUCCCUUGUAAGUUUUCCAGGGCUUUUACUACAUGGUUUCUCUUAACCCGGAGCUCCAAAAUUUCUAAGCAUCGAAACUUGGCUCCUGAAACACAAAUGCAAUUCUGGGCAAUUUUUCAGCAUGCCAGGUAGCUUAUUAUAGUUUGCAUGUUCAAAAUCCAACAUUUCGAGUAUUCAGAUUUGACAGAUGUUUUGAGUAUUCGUAAGUUCUUUAAUCCCCCCCAAUAACUUUUCAAUGUAAUUGUUCACACGCUGUGCUGAAUCAGAGGAUCAGGCUAACUAACCCAGUGUUCCUGCUGCACUGCCUACAUGUUUUCUACCCAUUGAAGAGGAAAUUGUGAAGCGGGCUCAGUUCAGGCUGUGGAUGGUGAAAGAUGCCUAGAUCUCUUCACUGGUGCCAGUGGAAGUGCAUUUGCCAUCGCCAGGAAUGGGGAACCUUGUGUUCCCUUCUCAGCAACCUUCCAAGACCUGCAUGCCAGUGGUGGCCAGGGGCCUGGUUCAAAAGUGAGCAAAACAAUGAAUAUAAAUGCUACCUUUGUGCAGCAGGCUAGAUGCAGCGCUCUCUCUCUCUCCCCCUCUCUCUCUCACCUACACACCUACCCCUCUCUAUCCUCUAUCCAAGCAUGCAAGAGGCCUUAUAUGCCUUUAGGCGCCAGGCGAAAACUUUCAUCCAUAAACAAAUAUCUGAAGGCAGCCCUGUAUAGGGACAUUCUUAAUGUUUGAUGUUUUCUUCCGUUUUUAAUAUUCUAUUAAGAACUGCUUACACUGGCUGCAGCAAUCUAGUCAGAUGGGCGGCAAACUAACAACAACAACAACAGCAACAACAACCAGGCCUUGGGCUGAUUAAGAUCUUAUACCCCUUUUAAAAUGUGUUUGUGGGAGGGGGGUUAUUGGUUUGUUUGGUUUUUGUUGCUGUUGUUUUUAUAAUGUGUUUUUGUGCUUUUCUAUUGCAUUUUUUUAUGCAGUGUACUGCCCUGAGAUCUGCAGGCGAAGGGUGACAUGUGAAUUUAAUGAAGAAAAGUAAAAUAAAAAAAUAAGUAUUAUGAGAGUUCAAGGGCACUUUCCAGCCAGGGGAAAAGCACCCAAUGAGAGUCCCUAGCAGGGUCAAGGAAGGGCUCCAUCCUGGGGAGAGGGGAUUGUGGCCCUGGGGAGAAUUUGAAAGUUUUGGAAUUUUGGCAUUUGGCCCCUGGGUGUGGGGUUCCUCACCCCUGACUUGCACCACCUGUUCGGUCAGUGAAACAUUAUGCUACUUCAGGUUGGUGGUAGAGCAACCCCUGGGAUUUCUGCACCAGGUUAACUUUGUGUUCUGCUGGUGGAAGGCUCUUUUGGUUCUACUUCUCUUCUCCAGUUCCGUGUACGGAAGCUGAUCAGAUGGGCAGUUGAAUCUUAUUUUCACAACAGCCUCUUCCAUUGCAGCUCAGGCAACAGGCUAACUUAGGGGGCUCAGGGGAAGAACCUGCAGAGCUCACAGCUGUGUCCUCCAGGGCCUUCCUGCCACCGCUGCUCCUUGUCGCCCAGAAUCUGCUGCCUGAGGCAGCUUCCUCACUCUGCCUAAUGGCAGGGCUGGCAGUGGAUGGGAGUUUCAGGACUGCUAUAAAUCUAAGCUGUUGAAUUUGCACAGUACAGCAACGUUUCCUUUUUAUGCCGUAACCCGCCUUGCGAUCUUUGGAUAAAGGGUGGCAUAUAAAUAGAUUAAAUAAAGAAAGGAAAGGAGGAAAAUAUUGACAGUGUUUUAAACAACUUCACUGCUGCCUGUGUGAAGGCUUUGCGAGAGAGAGACAGAGAGAGAGAGAGGGAGGUUAAUACUUAGUUUUGCGUAUAUGUGUGGAAUGUAGAUAUGCCCACUAGGUGUCGCUGUUGUUUAUAACUUACAGAUCCUAACUUUUAACAAGGGACACAAGUGCAGAAUUUCAGUAAUUUGUGGUUUCUACUGGCAUUGGUUGUUUUUUAGUUUUUUGAAUUUGUUGAAGGCUGAAAUGGUAAAACUUAUUGCCCUUCAUCCAAAGGUUCACAGCAUAAAAAUGCGGAAGGAAAGAACUAUGUAUGUCAUCUUGCGGUCCUUGGGGGAGGUGGUAUCUAAAUUCAGUGGACUAACCAGUCCACAAGGGAGCAUUCAUUCAAAAUAUCACACCAAAUGAACACAUUUGCAGCCCCCACCUUUCUUGUUUUAUUGUCGCUACAGGUUCUGCCUCCCCACCUCCCAAACCAUAGCUUCUUCCCGAUUGAGGUUCUCCCCAAACAGAUGUGCGGAGAGUGUGGGGCUUAUGUAUUGGGAAGCAAUAUAACUACUCCCUGCCUAAUUACAUUGUUAAUCUUGCCUAAGCCUCGCCCACGGGAAUCCCAAAUGGGGAAAACCCCACUCCAUGAGACCUUGUGCUCUUUAAAAACAAGACUAUAAACAUGCUUGACCAGAGCCAUUGAUGCAAGAAACAAAAAUAUAUGGAUUUAAUUCAUGGCUGACUCUGAUUAGAUACGAGUUGGGUAUAAGAGAGCAGAUGGAGGGAAUAACUACAGACAGCGCUGUGCUGGAAUCUGUCCUCCAGUUUCUCAAAUGUCUUCUUCCCCUUCGAGAGAGGCUUCCAUUUUUCUGCGUUCUCAGAUGGUACUUCAGAAUUUCUUUAGAAUUUCUGUGGGGGUGCAUUUUCAGCUUUCCCAAUUCUUCCAAGGUGGCCAAGAGGGGUAUAUGUGUUUUUUACUUUUGGGCAAAUCUUUCCCCAGCGCUCUGGGGGGGCCUUCCUGGAAGCUUGUGGGCACCAGUCACAAAAUGGCUGCCAUGGGGGCAUGUCAUAACACAAAAUGGCUGCCACAUCUAAAACAGCAGGGAAGGAACCAGGACCACAAAAUGGUGCAGGCAUCCCUUUCCCUCACUUUCCCCUCAGUUGGGUAGGGAUGGAAGACCACCAGCACACUUGCUUACAAAGAGAAGCCCUUUCUACAUUUCCUCUGUUCAGAACAGAAGGGAGAGAAGAUGUCUAGCCCUGGCUUCUAGUGAAAUGUAGGGGGACGUGUUCUGUGUAGGAGACAUCAAGCCAGAUCAGAGAGGAACUGAACAAGAAGAGCACAAGUCUCUUACGCAUUGUGGGGAUGUUUACUGAAACCUCUUGUGGGCCCCACAGAAGGGACUGGUGGGCGCAGAGGAGCCCAUGGAGCCCAUUGCCAAGCAACAGUGCAGGGUAUCCAAAGAGCUAAAAGAAGUAUGGUUUGGCAUCUCUUGGGCUUUGUUCCAGAGGCAGAAUUUGAUGGAACUAGCUUCGGUUGUGAUAAACGCGAUGAAACACUCCAUUAGAAACAUAUGGCGUAGAAUAGGCUUGCACAAAACUUGAGGCUGCACAGUGAAUGCAGCCUGCUAACUAUGCAUUGUGGCCUACAUUUCUCUGUUCUUCUUCCCUGCAGGCAGCAAAGAACGGGAGUUUUCACGAGUCCCUGGUAGACCACCAUAUACAACUGCAUUUAACUUGAUAGGCCAUUAGAUGUAUAGACCUGGCUUGGGGUCUGUACCAUGAAUUCUUUCUGAUGUUCUAGCACUCUUCUUUAUUCUGGCAGUUUUGUUAAUUGAUUGAAAAGCAUUUUGAAGUAUUGGUUGACCAAGAAUGCUGUCGUAAUUUUGUAAAUUUGAUGUAGCUUUUGUUUUUGUAGGAAAUGGAAAAUUGCUCAAACCAUGUUGUAGAUAUCGGCUCUGAUUCCAAGAUGGUGAUGAUGACUGUUCAUUUAAAUAAUCCAUAAUGCAAUCAACUAAAGGCUUAAUAUAUUCUCUUGAAUAUAUUCAACAUUUUUUUAAAAAAAAACAACCCCAAAAACUUUCUGCACCUUCCAAACCUGCAAAUGGUGGCAUUUUCAUAAAUGUCACUUUGACAUCCAUGUAACCACACUUAAAUGUCAGACCAGUUUGAAAGCUUUCUUUAAAGUCUUUAAAGAAGCGUAUUUUGAGACAUAGCUCAGUCUUCAGUGUGGUUUUUCAAUCUCUCUGCUGCCAUGAAAAUUAAAUGUAUCUUUUGCAGCAAAGUGGUCUUCGUUAUGUCAGGUUGAUAUCUACCAGUGUGAAUUUAUUUGAGCAAGUGUAUGACAGGAGAUGCGUGUGUUCUGCAUAGUGACUUGCCUCGUUAACAAGACCAUGGAUUUGGUGCAUAUCAUUUUUAGAUUUUCUCAUUGUGGAAGGUUUGCUUGGUUUACUUAGUGAGGAAGUGGGGGGGGGGUAAAAGUAUUAAAUGAGUAGUAGCUGGAGCCAGACUUGCCAAUGGACUGUGUUCCAUUGCCAGUGUUGAAGAAAAAUUCAGCAGCCUGCCUGGUCAGCAUCUGUAUGUGGAAUAGACCAGGGCUGCCAUCUUGUUUUCUGCCUCAGGCAACAAAAUGGGGCAGCCCUGGUCAUAGUUAGAUGAAUAUAAUACAUAGAGUGUCAGACAUCUUUCACUGAGCCAAACUACACACAUUGUCAUACCCUUGGGGACAUAUUCAUGCCAGCCCAGAUGUAGGACCCAGCCUGUUUGUCCCUGCUUCCACCUUCCUUCCUUCCUUCCUUGUCAUUCAUUUCUUUCUUGCCUUCCAGCCCUUUUCAAAAGUUUCACAACAGCUGCUGUAGUAUCAUUAUAUUGAGUGACUUAUACAAAUUCUUGCAUUUUACCACUGGAGGUGAAUUAAUUUAGGAGAAUUGCUAGGAUUUAUGUUUCUUUUAUUACACAGAGAGAAUAAUUGAAGACCAUGAAAUGAUGAUUGAAAUCCAGUCAAGAUGGGGAAUUGAAGAAGGCAAUAGAUUUUAUUUUAGAAAAAAUUAUGCCAAAUACGAGUUCUUCAAAAACCCUGAGGUAAGUCAUGACUGUAUAUUGAUUUGAUUCAAUUACUAAUCCUUAAUAUUUAGAGUGGCUAGUCAUCAGUUAUGGCACCCAGUUGAAACCAGACUAUUGCCAAGAAAUGUAAUUAACUGUACCAUUGCAUACACACAUACACUCACACCCUGAUAACAUGGAUAUAAUUCUAGGCUCUGAGGGUCAGCUGAAACAAGUUUCUGCCAAAUACCUAACAAGGCAACACAGCAUUAUUAGAAUAAGUGGAAGAAGUGGCAGGGCAUUUGGGCUCUGUUGAGUUCCUUUAUCUUACUUAUUGCUGCCGCUGUUCAGUGUUCUCAAACAGAGUAUAGCAGGCUUGCAAAUAGUUCUGCAAAGCUGUUGCCAUUAGUACUACUCCAUGCCACUGCCUGAAUAUUGGGUGGCCACAUGAAUGUUGCCCCACUCCUUGGCGGGGCCCAUAUUCAGACAUCUCCCCACUUACAUGGGGGCUGCAUUCCCAGGUACUGCACAUGUACAUGAAAUCGUGUAUUGUGGGGAACACACUCUUAAGAAGCCUGUAAACAACCGUUAAACCUCUGGAAACCCUUGAAAGUGUUGCAAAGGUUCCUGGGAUUGCUAGCUGUUUCCCCACUCUUUUUGUGCCAUUUUUGCAGUUUCCCCACUCUUUUCAGUCCGUUUCGCGCCUUUUUUCCAGUUUAAAUUGAUUUGUUAAAUUAUUUCCUGGUGCCACGCAUAAAAGUGGUUGCAAGCAUAAGUGGAGAGACACCUGUACAUUCUACCUGAACGUGGCAGCUUUAGAUAUCUCUUUGAGAAGAAAACCUGAUUACAUAUGGCUCAAGAAAUCCACACAAGUACUAAUCCUCUUAAUGUUCUGAAUGCCGUGGAAGACCCUCUGUUUAUUAUCAGGAGUAAAGCAUUAAGAACACCGGGUGUUGCCUUAGUCAGAUUAUUUCUCUAGCUAUCACUAUUAUUAUCAUUCAUUUCAUUUCUAUAGCACUUUAUAGAUUUAAAAUCUCAGAGCAGUUUAGAACACAUUAAAACAUCAAAUAAAACAAUCCAGAUAAAAACGUCACUGAAGAAACUCAACUGUAAAGUGUAGGCCAGUUUUGUCUACUCUGGUUGUAACCACUGGUUCAGAGCCCAGGCAACUCUCUCUAUUUGAUCCUUUUAACUGGACCUGCCAGGAAUGGAACCUGGGUCUUUCUGCAUUCAAAGCAUGUGAUCUACCACUGAGCUUUGGUUCUUCAGGGUAUAAGCAGAUGCUGUAAGGCCUUGUUUUCAGGCAAGGGCAACUACUGAUGUUCUUAUUUUGCAAGAGGGCUCAUAAACAGGGUAUAAAGGAAAUGAAACCUAGGCCUUCUAACUAAAUGUGGUGUGCAUCUGUGAAUGUUUCCUGAACCCUUCUAGUACUUUUGUUUUUUCUUUAACAGACUUUCUUCCCUGCACACCUGAUAUCCCUCUCAAAUGAGAUCAAUGGAGCCAUGAGCCACACGCAAAUACUGCAGGUGAGAUGUUGAUGUUUUAAAAACGGGACCGCUCAGCUGAGUGUGUCUGAAAAUCUCAAGCAUUGCCUUUGUUUGACAGAACAAUAGGGCUGGCAUGGCCCAGCACUGUUAUGAACGACAUGGUCCCUAUUCCCCAAAUUUAAGUGCUUUAUAAAACAAACCUCCUUCUUCACCCUCACAUUCUGCUCUACGGGGAAUUCUAGUUUAAGGCUAGCCAGUGAUGGCUGGUGCUCAUUAGAAAUGUUAAGACAGAAAUCUGGGUGACCAUCAGUGAAUGGUAUCUUAGUCCAUGACAGGAAGAGCCAACUAAUUCUAAUUUUCUCCUCAUCCUCUUUCCGCUACAAGGGGCAACACUGAAACUAAGGAGGGAGCUGACAGGUAGAACCAGUGGCAUUGUGUGGAGGCACAAGGGCGGUUAGGGCGUGCAAGAUUUCAACACCCAGUGCUGCCGCAGUAGAGUUGCAUGCUUGCAUCGCUGGGCUCUGUUGAAAAUGGCUUCUCCAUGUGAACCAGGAAGUGACCUCUCCAGACAACGGAACGACUCUUUCCUUAUCUCUGUGGCUGCGAUCUCUUCUUGGAUGACACGGACGCCAUUAGGCAGUUGAACGUGCAUGUGUACUCCAUCCAUUUCCCUCCCACUCCGCUCUGCGCAGCCCUUGGCACUGGUAACCCACACUACGCCACUGGGUAGUACUGGUCUAAGUAAGGAGGCAGGCAGGUUGGUGGGGCAAUACCCCAUUCAGUCUUAAUGGACCAGCCUCCAAUGAAUAGUUUUCACAUUAUUUCACCACUAGAAGUCAUUUGAAUAAGAUAGCUUAUUCCAUGUGCCUGGCAAUCUGGUUGUUCUCACAGGUGGGCUCCCAGAUAGGAGUUGUGAAACAGGUUAUGAGAUGCAUACAGACUUGGUUUCUUAGAAAAUAUUUUUUUAAAAAAGUUAUUACUUCUGUUAGCAUCAGUUAUUUACAUGCUAAAGAACGGGGGCGGGAGGCCCUGGAAAAAGAUGUACAGUGGUCCCUUGAUUUACAAACUUAAUCCAUUCCGGGAGUCCAUUUGACUUCCGAAACCGUUCAAAAACCAAGGUACAGCUUCCGAUUGGCUGCAGGAACUUCCUGCACUCAAGUGGAAGCCACGUUGGAAGUUCGGCUUUCUGAAAAACGUCCACAAACCGGAACACUCACUUCAGGGUUUGUGGCGUUCGGGAGCCGAUUUGUUCGGCUAAGCCAUUUGGGAACCAAGGUAUCACUGUGCUUUUUGCUGUGAAGAUCGGGUCUGUGUUUUUCCACAAAGGGGAUAUCAAAGGUAAGGUUGGCAAAUGGUAGAGCUCAGUAAAACAAGUAAAAUAAGAACAAUAGCAAAAGCCCUGCUCUGCUGGAUCAGAACAGAGGCCCAGCUAGUCCAGCAUUCUAUUUUCACAGUGGCCAACAAGAAGCCUCUAAGAAGUCCACAAGCAGGACCUGAACAAACUUUCCCCAGUUGUGACUCCCAGCUACUGGAAUGCAAUGGCAUGAGCUUCACCGUCAAGGCUAGUGGCUAUAUAACAGCAGGCUUAGGGACGCGGGUGGUGCUGUGGGUUAAACCACAGAGCCUAGGACUUGCCAAUCAGAAGGUUGGCGGUUCGAAUCCCCGCAAUGGGGUGAGCUCCCGUUGCUCAGUCCCAGCUCCUGCCCACCUAGCAGUUCGAAAGCAUGUCAAAGUGCAAGUAGAUAAAUAGGUACCACUCCGGCGGGAAGGUAAACGGUGUUUCCGUGCGCUGCUUUGGUUCGCCAGAAGCAGCUUAGUCAUGCUGGCCACAUGACCCGGAAGCUGUAUGCUGGCUCCCUCAGCCAGUAAAGCGAGAUGAGCGCCGCAACCCCAGAGUCGUUUGCAACUGGACCUAAUGGUCAGGGGUCCCUUUACCUUUACCUUUUUACCAUAUCCUUAGUAACAUUAGCAGCGUGCAAAGUGUUUUCAGAGUGUAUGGAAGCUCUGAGGUCCUUUCACGAAAAGCUUAGCAAUAUAGGAAACCAAAUAACGUGUUCCGUUUCAGUCAGAUUAGCAGCUGAAUUCCCACAGGCUUCUGAGAACUCAUACUCCUCACCUGUCAGCGCAGUCCGAAGAUCUUUCAGAGCUCCCAAAUAUGCACAGGAAGGAGUAGCUGGAUAAAGGUCUGUUCCUGUGGGAUUCAAAGUGGUAUUUUUUCCCCUUUCAGAUGUUUUUAAGUUCCAGUACAUAUCCUGAAAUUCACAGUUAUUUACAUGCUAAAGAGCAAGGGAAAAAAACCUGGAAAAGGAUGUACUUUUUGCUGCGAAGAUCGGGUCUGUAUUUUUCCACUAAGGGGACGUCAAAGGUAAGGUUGGCAAAUGGUAGAGCUCAGUAUGCAUCAUAUUCUCUCCACAGUAAGGGAUAGUUUUGUCUUCCUUAAGUCCUCUUGAAAAAGCCAAGCUCCCCCUCCCUCAAGUUUUGCUGAUGAUGCUGAAAAGUGAAGAAGACAUUUAUGGUGCAGGCAGGCAUGGAACGGGCUAGGGGUUUUUGUUUGGUAAUAUUCGAAUAAAUGAAAGUGGUUUUUAUAACUUGCAGAGUUAACUUGCAAAGUGAAUUUUUAGCAUGUCUUAUUUAAAUAGGUAGCUAAACAACUGUAGGGCACUUAGUCGGCAAAGGAUAGUAUAGGCAUUACACUGGUUUUGGCUGUAAGUUUGCUCUGAGUUGCCUUUGGCAAAAGAAAGUGACUAAUAAAUUCACAAGGGAUAAUAAUAUAUGGGUGUUGAUCGAAUUUUUUCCACUUCAGAAAAGUAAGUUGUUGCACCUUACAUUGAAACACCUUUCUUUUAUCAUUUAGAUGCUGACUUGGGGAAUUAUAUACUUUAAAGAACGGUCUCCCCCCCCCCUUUUGGUGUAAAUAAUUUAAGAUGUCCGUAAUAGUUUUAUAUUGCUCUUCCUUUUAGGAGCCAAGGCACCUGCAGCUUUUCAGUGAAUUCAGCAGUAGUGACAUAUAUGUGUCUUUGACAGGCAAAAAGAUAUCUGGAGUGCCAGUCAGCUAUGGGUUCUGCUUUAAGGUAAAUGCCUAACCGUUUUGAUAAUAAAGAAAACAUAUUUUUUGUGGGGAGGGGGAGGAUUUUAGUUCUGUUAAAAAUUGGCAUCAGGAAAAAUAAUAUUGAAAUUAAAUUAUUUUUUAAAUGAUAUUUUGAUUAUGAAAUGGGAGAAUUAGUGGCCUUUAUUUCAACAGGUAUUGCCUUCAAGAUAUGAAUUAAUGCUAAAACAAUAUGCUGUGGCCUUCUAGCCUCAGAAAGCAGGAGGAGCCAGAGACCUGAAACAACUUUAUGCAGAAAGUGAACAAAAUAGGACCUGCUGGGUGACAGCAAUUCGGUUGCUUAAGGUAAAUGUCUUCUUCUCCUAUUAAUUGCCUUCGCCAGUUAUUUCUGUAUACAAAAUGCCUCGUUCUUCUUUUACAGCCUCUGGGUAAAAAUGGUAUUUUCAAUCUCCUUGAGCUCUGUGUUUUCUGUUUUUACAUACAUACUUGUAUACCCCACACUUGCCAUCAUAAAUUUUUUGUUUCCAGGGCAGCUGACAGUGUAGUAAGAAACAAUAAAAAUAGAAAAUGAUCAAGCCUAUAAACUAAGACAGCAGACUAAACAGCGACAACCCGUGCGACUAGACAGUAAAAUAAAAACUUCUCUAAGUUAAAAAGGGUAACCUUAGCGGUUCUUAUACCUUAUUAGCUGGAAAAAAAUGUUAUUCCACCCCCUUUUGUGGUUGUGUAUGACUCUUAGUUACCCUUUAAUGAUUAAAGCAUACAGACACGACAAAUAAAAAGUUUAGUAAUGGUUAUUAUUAAUAAAGGGUCUUGAAAGUAAGACCUUCUAACUUCAGUGGGGCUUGCUCCCUAGGAAAUAAUUUUAGGAUUGCAGCCACGCAGGCUUACUUGCCAAUACAGGUGAAUUUUACAGUACGAUUAAGAGGGAAGUUUAGAAAUUAUAUCACAUGCCAUGCUAAACAGUCCCCCAAUCCCCAGGGGAAAUUUCCAUGGGUUGCAGAGGAAAUGGUGAAUGGGGCAGAUCCGGGGCCAUGAACUCUAUUUUUUUCCUGGAAGGCGGGGAAAGGAUCCAAACCUAUAUGGCUGGCUACUCUGUUGGAGGAAAAUGCUGGCGUAGGUAGACAGCUUGGUCUAAUCCAGCUUUUCUGUUCUUAAAUAUUUUUUAAAACUCCCUGCAAAGGAGUGUCAACAUCCUUAUCUUGGAAACAGAAAAGUAGCUACCUACUAACUACUUCAAAGGGUUUUUUUUUAAGGGGGUGGGCAGAUUAUGGGGAGAGGCAACGUGAGAUGGAAAUUACCCACUUUGUGUGGACACAAUUCACCACUGAAUACUUUCUGAUUGUUGAUCUUGAAAUCCGCAAGACUGUAAUAGCUCUUAUCCUUCUUCUUUGUUUGUAGUAUGGGAUGCAACUUUACCAGAAUUACAUGCACCCCUAUCAAGGUAGAAGUGGGUGCAUUUCUCUGAGCACACCUGUGGUAAGUACUUCUCAGCUCAUAUGAAGCAAUACUGAUCCACAAAACCUGGCCUGCUGCCUUUUCCCAGCCCCCACCCUGCCCCAGUCACCCACUGGGUUUUCCAUAGUAUUGCAAGAGUAUUACAUUAUGCUGUAAUUUGUUCUCAGGGCAUCCCAUUACCUACAAAGAUUUAUUUAGUUCAUACUAUUUUAAUUCAGUGUUUCUGUCAAAGAUGUUAAAACUAACCGUAGCUCCCUGCUCCCCUUACAUGAACCAUGCACAGGAUCAUACGGAUCAGUGAGAUACUUUUGUCUAUUUUGAUAUGUGCCUGUAUCCUAGCAGCUGCUGGAAAAAAGUAUUUGGGUUGCUUCUAUAUAGAGUGCAAUGCAAGCGCUACAAAAGGGGGGGAGGACAGUUCCUAUAUCUCUGAGCUAGACAAGCUUUGGGGGGGGGGGCAAGGCCCACAUGUAGUGGUGGGUAAAGGGAGGUACAGUCACACACACACACACACAAAACCUCACACACACAUAUAAACACGCACACACAAACUUUCCCCCCUCUUGUGCACACAUACAGUGUUUAUCCUGCCUCACAGUGCUCCUGAUGCCACCAAGAUAGUUGUCAUUGAUUUUGGCUAUACAGUGGUACCUCAGGUUACAGAUGCUUCAGGUUACAGACGCAUCAGGUUACAGACUCCGCUAACCCAGAAAUAAUACCUCAGGUUAAGAAUUUUGCUACAGGAUGAGAACAGAAAUUGCGCAGCGGCGGCGGCAGUGGGAGGCCCCAUUAGUUAUAGUGGUCCUUCAGGUUAAGAACAGUUUCAGGUUAAGAACGGACUUCCAGAACGAAUUAAGUUCUUAACCUGAGGUACCACUGUAUGGGGAGCACUGCGGCCGUCGGGAGAGAUGUUUACUCUCCCUGUGCCGAAAUCAGUGGUGUUACCUGGCUGAUUAUACGCCACCUGAAGUGAUGGCACCUAGUGACCGAGGGCUACAUCUAGCUCAUGUGUUGCCCACCUGUGCCCUCUGUGUGUCAUCUCUCUAUUCACUUAGUUACAUGGCUCAGAAUAAGCUCUUAGAAUCCAUCACGUUCCAGUAAGAGAUAGGGCAAGACCACUUAGCUGCCGGACGUAGAUAAUUCUUUUUACCACUUUUGCCAUCAUCCUAAUACCAUUUAAAUAGGUGGUCCUCCUCAGAUAGGCGUUUAUUUCCUCUUUUGCUUCCCACUGUUGCAGCGGCUGUCAGAAAGUUAUCUCGUCCAUUUUUAUAUUAACUACCGUAAAAUCUUCCCCAUAGAUGUACGAGUAGAAUUGUUAUGGUGUCGAAUAAGCAGAGGGCAGAGUGUAAACCCUCUUAUAUAUAUGAAAUAUCUUUUUUUCUGAUCUUGAUAACUGGAUAAUCCCUCAGGACAUAUUUAUUGCAAUAUAUAUACAGAACACUUUUGCCUUAUUCUUAAUAUAGUUUCCAACUGGCUAAUCAAUAGAUGCAAAGAUUAUUAUUGCUCUGAGAGUGGUUCAGGGAGAAGCCAAAUGCUGUUUCUAAAACAGAACACUGAGGAGAUAUUGUGAAAUGUUUUGGUCAGUAAUGUUUUUAAAUGGAUUUUUCCCCCCUUUUCCUUUUUGCAGAGAAGUGUUUCAGAGAACUCUCUAGUGGCCAUGGACUUCACAGGACAUAAAUCCAGAGUGAUUGAAAACCCCACAGAAGCCCUUUCAGUUGCUGUGGAAGAAGGAUUAGCAUGGCGGGUAGAAAAAAAAGUUCAUUACAAUGUUUUUUUCUGUUGGUUUUUUUUCUUUCUUUCUUCUGAAAAAUUUACGAUUUUCUUUCUUCCCACAUAGAAAAAAGGGUGUCUGCGACUUGGUGCUCACAGUAGUCCCAAUACUCUGCAGAAUGUGUCAUCGAAUAUAGGUAUGUACCAUUCCAGAAGGUCUCAUGGAAUGCAACACUAUCGUCAUACACAAAAAUGAUCCUAAUAAGAAUUUUCCCUCCCCUUUUUUCCUGACGCUUCAGCCAUACACAGUUCACAGCCGUGGUUUCACCAUAAGAUCUCUAGAGAUGAGGCACACCAACUAAUUUUGCGACAAGGACUGGUAGAUGGGUAAGAGUUCCAACCAUUAUUAUUAUUAUUAUUAUUAUUAUUAUUAUUAUUAUUAUUUUAAAAUUGGACGAACUGUUAACUGCUUGAGCAGUCAAAUUGUCCCCAUGAGUCGCAAUGAUAAAACAAAAUCAGACAUAACAGGCAUAUGAUACGCUAGUGGCUGCCUUGAAAGCAUGUGCAGGUAGUUCUAAAUUUGGUUAGAGAGUUUGUGGCACCAGCUUGGAUGUUGCUACCUUUCUGGAUACAGUCAUACCUUGGAAGUUGAAUGGAAUCCAUUCCGGAAGUCUGUUUGACUUCCAAAAUGUUUGGAAACCAAAGUGUGGCUUCCAAUUGGCUGCAGGAAGCUCCUGCAGCCAAUCGGACGCCAUUCCGGACGUUCAGCUUCCGAAAAUUGUUUGAAAACCGGAACACUCACAUCCGGGUUUUGAUUGCUCAGGAGCCGAUUUGUUCAGGAGCCAAGGCGUUUGAGAUCCAAGGUAUGAUUGUAUUUUGUGGUUUCCUAAAUUUAGUGUACUUAAUCAGGACACUAUACUUCUGUUGAUGCAGCCUAGAAUAGCAACCCACCCUAACAGAACCACUGAGGCUCUCUUGACAUGUUUGGCCCUGCCUCUGCAUUCCCAUUAUCUUGCUCGGCAAACGGUGGAAUUGGGACCACAAAGUUGCUGAGAUAACACAUCAGUCUUGGAUAACUGGUGAAUGUUUGGUUUGGGUUUCAUUCUUUGGCCACUAGAUGGUGUGCUGAAAUACAGUGAUCUUAAGAGAGGUUGAGAAUGCAUUUAUUUAUUGCUGUCACAGUUUUGCCACUUAAGUACCGUAUUUUUCGCUCUAUAAGACACACCAGACCACAAGACGAAUCUCAGAAGCCAGAACAGCAAGAGCAAUCACUGCGCAGUGAAGGCAGCAAUCCCUCUUGCUGUUCUGUCUUCUGGGAUAGCUGUGCAGCCUGCAUUCGCUUCAUAAGACGCUCACACAUUUCCCCUUACUUUUUAGGAGGGAAAAAGUGAGUCUUAUAGAGCAAAAAAUACGGUAGAUAAAAUAAUGUCUCUUUGCCAUGAACAAGUACUUAUUUCUGCGUCUAAACUUUGAUGCUUGUUAGGAAAGCUACAAAACUUUAACAGUAACUCACUGCUACCAGAUUUUCAUACUUGUUUGAUACUUGUUUCUAUUCCUUCACCUGCUAGUGUUUUCUUGGUACGGGACAGCCAGAGUAACCCCAAAACCUUUGUGCUGUCACUGAGCCAUGGAUUGAAAAUAAAGCACUUUCAAAUUGUACCCGUAAGUAAAGCCAGCAAGUUUGUGGACCGGUAGUAAAUUUUUCCUUCAAUGGUUUUUAUACUACUGCCAAAACGGUGGCAUGCCUCUUGGUAAUUCAUUCUGUUUCUAAUGGCUAAAACCUGCUAGUUACAGUUUUCUGUGGAAUAGGGAUGGUUUGAGAAUUAAAAGCUCUCACACAUGAAAAUGGAAUUCUAAUGGAACUCCUCACGAUAGUCUCUGCAUUUCCUUAAAUCCAAAUGCAAGUGUGCGUAUGUAUGUACACAAACACACAUUAUUUUGAGUGUUAUCUAGUUUUAAAUUACGGUGUUUUGCACAUUUUAAUUAAUUCAUUAAUGCAGUAUUGUGAGUUUCCUUGUAAGAUUUGUUUCCCUCUAAAAGGUAGGAAAGAAAUCUAUUAAAUAAUAUGUGUGUGUGUGUGUGUGUGUGUGAGAGAGAGAGAGAGAGAGAGAAUAUGAAUGUAUUGUAUACAUGCUCUCUUUCAGAUUAUAGGCCUGUUGUUCUAGUUUUAUUUUUCUCCCCAUAUGUUUUGAGUGUCCUAGGACUUGGUAGAAUCUGUUGAGAGUCAAAAGGCAAGCACAAAUUCCUUAUAUUUUAUCAGAAAACGGGACAGGGUUCGUAAGCAAAAGAGGAAUGUUUUAAAAACACAUUGAGUCAGAAUGAACACUCAAAAAAGACAGGUCUUUACCACUAUAUUAACACAGCAAUGCUAUAAUGCCUGCUUGGAAGUAAGUCCCAUUGAAGGCAAUGGAGCUUAAUUCUAGGUUAAGUAGGUAUAGUUAAGCAGCCGAGUUCUGCACCAUGAAAGGCUAGAAUGGGCGACUGGAAAACAUUUGUCAAGCUAAGGACACCCAUGUGCUUCAUUUGAUGCUCCUGUUGGACAUGGGGAUGGGCGAAAUGGAGCUAUCCAAGGAACGGAGGCCCAAUUUUGCCUCCGGAUGCUGGAAGUCUGCCCUGUGGCUUUCGAGACUUUGCUCAUCCCUCCUAAUAUAUUUUCAGCAAUAUCAAAUCUCUGGAUAAGCUUCCCGCAUUGUGCCAUUCUUCUGCCUGGCAUGUGCAAGGGCUUCCAGAGUUAAAGCAAAGUGUAUUCAAAUCUAUCUCUUUGUUUUCGGAUUUAUGGCUUACCUCCUUGCCUCAAGGUGAGAAAGGCAAAUAAUAUUAACCAGUAGAACAUCACAAAAAUGAAGAAGCAAAUCAGUGACAAUGGGCAAAAACCUUCAAAGCAAUAUAUAUCCCCUUCUUUAUUAUUUGUCUUAGAACUGCAGCCUUUAAGUGAUUAGCUUCCAGUGUUUGUUGAGAAGCUACGGCACAUCACAGAAAAAGAGGGGCACGUCUUCUUGUUGCCUUGGCAACACAAGGGUGUGCUUCCUUUCCCCUGCCCCCCACGAAAGGGCAAAUGUUACUCAGCUUUGCAAUGCCCCCUCCAAACUUUUUGCAACAUGGAGAUCCAACAUCACAGCCUGCAAAUGAGGCUCCAAAAUGAUGGGAGCUGAUCUUCAGGUGUUGGAGAAUCUAAAGUCCCAGUCUACACUUGGUCUUGAUGUUCUUAGUGGCAAAUGAGUAUCCACCUAACCAUCAUCGCAGAGUCUGGAUGAAUGAAAUAAGGAUUGCAGAGCACAAUGGAAAUUAUUGUUGAUGUGGUGUUUCCUCUUCUUGCAGUUGGAAGAGGAAGGCAAGCUGUUUUAUACGCUGGAUGAUGGCCACACCAGAUUUUCUGAUCUCAUUCAACUAGUGGAGUUCUACCAGCUCAAUAAAGGCAUCUUACCUUGCAAGUUGAAACAUUACUGUGCCCGAAUUGCAUUUUAACCAAAAUGUUAACACCUCACCAAAGCCUCGUAGGAUAGAAAGGCUGAAUGUUCCUUUUGACAAAGAAGUUUUGUAAAUGAAGGGCGUAAACAAAAAGCCAGUGAAUGUAAAUUUCAGCUUGCAAAGAAGGAUUUGUAUUCACCAUAGCAAAACAAAAUCCAGUACUUUCGUGUUAGAGUUGGCUAAUCAACAGUUGAUCUUCCACAAAAUGAAUCUGAAGCUGAAAUUGUAACGCUGCAAUCCUAGGGAGUAUUUUUCAAAUGCCAAUAAAUGUCUUUUUCACUAGUUUCCUUUA
Messenger RNA from Podarcis lilfordi (Lilford's wall lizard), 47981 nucleotides. Lineage: Eukaryota; Metazoa; Chordata; Lepidosauria; Squamata; Lacertidae. The record is from the annotation of a GenBank genome assembly.